GUUCCACUCGCUGGGCAAAGCCGGGGCGUGGGCGCGGGUGGCGUGAGGGGAGUUGUGAAGCGGCGGAGCCAAGAGGGCAGGGCACCUAGCGAGACCCUGAGGUAAGUGGCGAGGGCGUCAGUCAGGACACGGGGGCAGAAGGGACAAGAGGCCACUGUGUGAAGAGACGCUGUUGCGCCGGACACUCUGUGGGUGUCUCUCUCUCUCUCUCUCCGUGUGUGUGUUUUGCUUUCGACUUUUCUUCCCCUUCGCUCCUGAGGUUUUGAACGGAGCUCACGCCGAGCUUUCUGGGGAACGUCCUUCACGUCUGACGUGGUGCCUUCUCGACCGAGAGUGGCGCUCGCUCGCUCGCUCGCUCUCCCGCCUCACGCGCUCCUCUCGCCUGGAUCGGGACUUUCGCCCUCACAGCCUCCCCGCGCGCGAGCCAGAGCGCGCGCAGAAACGACGCCAGGCGAGCGGCCACCGCAGAGCCCGCCGCGCUCAGGGACCAACGGCGCGAGACUUUAUUUUGCUUUUUUGAGGGGAGGCAUCUUCGCUUUGGAGCUUUGAGAAAGGUAAAAAAAAGAGAGAGAAAGAGAGAGAGAGGAAAAGGUGGGGAGAGAGGGAGGGAGUCCCGUCAAGCUGCUCUCAACAAAUAGAGCAUAAUCUGAAGGCGCCAGUUUUCCUGGGAAGGCUCGAACUUCGUGUGAGGGAGGACUUGGAACCAACUUUUCUCCGUUGGUGUGAGGCGUGGAGCGCUCAGGGAAUAGGGGUUGCCAUCCCGCCCGCCCCUUCUGACAGCUCCUCUGGCUUUUAACAGAUACAAAGACAGGCAGGAAUUAAACAGAUGCAAUUCACCUCAGUUCUGUGCUGGGGAAAUCUUUACCACUAGGCAAACCUGUAUUUCAUGGCUGGGGAACCAGUGGUCAUCUAUAUGACGUUGGGCUAUAUAGCUCCCAUCUCUGAGCAUUGGUCAUGCUGGCUGGGGGCUGAUGGAUGACAGCAUCACAUCGGGUUGGACUAGAUGAUCCUCAGGGUUCCUUCCAACUCCACAAUUCUAUGAGUCCAACCACAGUUCUAUGCCCCUGCGUAGGAUAGCCUUCUGUGGAAUCUGAGGUAGUGUUGAGAGAUGAAAAUGGGGUGUCAAAUAUGAUUAACCGUUGCCGCUGCUCACAUUGACCACGUUUAUUACCACAGUGACAGCAAUGGAAGCAACAGGAAUUGUAAACUUCCUAAAGCAAGGGCUAAAAUAAUUUGGACAUGUAAGGAAGCAGAAUGGAAGGAAAGAAACAGGAACCCUAGUGAACUUUCACAUCUCUGAAGGAACAUGCAUAAUUUCACACCUGGCUGGGACCACUGAGUCUAGAAGAGCCACCACUCUCUGCUUCAUUUCCCACACUGGGGGAAGGGGGAUUUCCAUUCAUGCCAGUACGAUAGGGUGAUCUUGUACCUCAGUACAAGAGGUAAUUAAUCUGGGUGAAUAAAUUAUAUUGCAUGACAAUCCUCCUGAGAGUGAAAAGCUUUCAACGAGUGGAAGUCCCUAGCUUGGUUUGUCACCAAGAUGAGUUAGCCCCCUACAGUUGGCAGCAUUUCAUGGGAGAAGGAAGGGAUGCAUGGAUAAGUACCUUUCCUGAACAUGCACGACAAGGAUGAAAGGGGCAUGAAGAAGUUUACACUUCUCGCAAGUGCCAUCCUCCCUUGCACUUUAGGGAUGACUGUAGCCUCCACAAUGUAUUUGUCCGCAACACAUUAAAAUGGCAUUAUGGUUUAGUCCCAAAUGUGUUGCAUAUUUUUCCAGCACUGAGUUACUUAUGAUCGAAACUUAAAUAAAUUAUCAAAAGGCUGUUAUUGGAUGAUAGUAGUAGACUCACGGCAGUGUUAUCUCAAGAACCCUAAAAAAGUAUUUGUUGCUUUACUUUCAUGUUAAUAAUAAUCCGAAACACACAUUCCAAAACUGACAGUUUUGCAAGAGUUGGGUAGAUGCAGGUCUUGGAAUCAGUAGUGCAAGCAAUGUGUAAAUGAGAUUAAUGUAUGUAUGAUUAUAAUCUCUAGAAAGUCCACAUAUGUUGCUGGUUGGAUUUUUCAAAGUGGAAAAGUCAUGUAUAUAGUUUCAAUGGGUUGUUAUAAAGACCAAAUAAAUCCCAACAUAGUUUCUCUGAAUUCUAAACGUCAGUUGAAAAUAAAAAGAAUUACAUGAAAUGAAACACAUAUGUUACACUCUGUGAUAAGAGCUUAAUGGAAAAGUUAAUAACAGUGAGUUUAAUAUUUUCAAUUUGAAACACUUUUAGUGAGAGUAAAAAGCAAGAAGGUGGUAGCAAAAUGAGAGCUUCAGUUAUUCUGCUCUGGACAAAUUAUAUAUGAUGUGAUGCAAUGUGCCUUGUAAUGCACAUUCCCAGAGGAUGAAGGAAUUGGUUGGUAUUAUUGUGCCAUUCAAAUAACUAUAUUCUCAAAAGUCAGGUUUUUUGCAUAUUAAAGUUACAGGCUGACACAAUGAGCUGUUAAAAUGGAGUAAAAUUUAAGCCAGGCCUAGAUGCAUGAGAUCUCUUUAGCUCAAUAUAUUUAGCACUUUCAGGUUUGCAAAUGCAUUACAUUUUUUUCUUGUGCAUUCUUGAAACUCAUUCAGUUGUGCUGAACAGCACAAAAAGGGCACAUUUCAGCAAAGUUGUGUCUUUUUUCAGUUGCACUAGUUUCAAGAAUUUGACUAACUCUUCCAUUGAAACCAGCACAUUUUGAAAGUGCUUAAUUCUAAGCAUGAAGGUAAGUGGGUGUUACUCUCCAAGUCGCACUGACUCUUAGUUUUGCUGUACUGAGCUGAGGUGGGAGACCAGGAAGGCAGAAUUAGAGAGUGGAACUCGUCCAAUGUUUGAAUAAUAGGUGGGGUUUCUAUUCCAGCACAUUUCUUUCCAAAAGUGCUGAAGCAGGAUGCAAAGUAAAAUUCCCUGGAUUCCCCCCACCCCAUUUAUCUUAGCACUAUACAAGCAAUGAUCCACAUCCAGGUGAUGAGGAAAUAAGCUUAAGAUGUUAGCUGGGAUCAGCUUUGUGUUGUUAGUGGAGGCUGAUAUUCAGCCAGCAUCUGAUGGCCCAGCUCGCUUCAGUUCAGUGAGCAAGAACUAUUAAACUGCAAUGCAUACUCUUAAACUGACAAGCCUUGCAAAAUAAAACAACAAGCUCAAAUUCAGUAUUGAAGAAAUGCCUCCUUCAAAGAAACAAGUUCUAAAACCUUCAGUGGUGCAAUGAAGAAACAUCUGCUCUGUGUGGCACAUAGGUGCCAAGAGGAUUGUCUUUCUAAUUAGCCUUAAUGCCCAAAAAGUUUACAUUGAAUAUGAAGUUUUUUAAAAAGUGGGUCGGGGGUGGGGAGAGAGAGAGAGAGAGACCUUGUUGUUGUAAAGUAGCAAUUUAGCCCCACUGUAUCUAUAUUCUGAUUCAGGAAAGAAAAUUAAAAAAAUGGUAAAAAGAAGAACCAGAAGUUCAUGAGAAGAUAAGCAAUGUAAAGAAUAGUGUCCUAUUCUAAUGGAAUCAGUGCAAUGGUACUCAAACUUAGGGUGACAAAUACUGUAAAGAAUACAAAUUAGUGUAGGCAGAAUUUGGCCCAUAAAGUAGAAAUCUAAUAGUAAGCCAUAGUUUAGUGGAAUUUGAGCUUAUAAUUGAUUGGACCAACACUAGCAUUUUAAGGACACUUCAUGGGAGGAUGGGUUAGAAAGCUGAGCCAUGGUUAUAAAAUGACAUGUGAGAGAAGUAUGAAACUGCCCCAGAAUCCUCUGUGCUGUGACAUGAUGCUCAUAGGCUUAGUCUCACUUUCUGUUAUAGCAGGGCCUGACCAGGUUGGUUGGACCAGGAAAGAGUUAAAGCAGAAUUUCAUUUGGUGGGCCCAUCAGAGGUACAAAAACUUAACAGUCAGCCUAUUGGCUUUGCCAACCAUUCCUCAUCCUCAGUGUGUGCAAAGGUGAUGCAGAGUUGCCUGUUCUGUUUCUCAUUUAACAUUUCUCUAACAGGGUGUCACCACAGCAUUAGUCACAUUUCCCAAUGUCAGUCAUAACCAACCCCAACCUAAAUUCACACUAGGAGACCACAGACCACACCUGUGCUGGCGAACAUCACUCCUGUCCUAUCCAACCACAUCAUCACCUGACAGAGGGAAUACGCAAAAAACUGGGUAGGUGGGGGAGUGCUUGGAGGGAAAAAGAGUAAUCAAAACAGUAAAAAAGAGGCCACAAAAAGAAAAGGAAAAAUAACCACUCCUUCCUUUUCCUUGAAGUACUGUAGGUUCCUCAAAUGCACCAAGAGGAACAUGAGGAAGAACGGCAGUUGUUUGGAUACAUUAGGGCUGUGUUGUAGAUCAUGGGGAGGGAGGCACCUCAUUCCAGCAAUGCUCCAAACAGUAAUUCGGCAUUCUAAAUAGUUUUCAGUGUGUAGGGAACACAGGAAGAUGACUUAUCUGCUUAGCUGCUGGGGAGCAAAACCUUGUAAGCGAGUUUGUGGGCCCCCAAACUCCUUAAUGAGUCUCUGGACUCUGGCCAAAAGUUGACAGCUUCUGGCAUUGGCCUUAUGUGACUCUGAAAACCACACCAUGUGUUAAUUUUUCCAGUGCAAUGAUUCAUAAAUGCUUUUCAGAAAAUCAUAACUGGGUAUCUAUGCACAAGUGUAUAGACCAGAAUUAUUGUACAUAUCAUCAGUUUUCCAGUGUGUAGGAAAAUACUUCUUGUUCAGAAGAAUGAAUAUGCAUGCAUGUGCUUGCUUACCUCUUGUCUGCUGUGAGAAGGUUAAAAAAAACCCAACAACCCCAAAACCUAUAGCCACCAGUGGGAGAACUGUGCUUGUUCCACACUUCUCGUCCACAUGACCUGUCAUUACCAACUUCUUAACACUAAAAGAGUAUAUCUAAACUACACACGCUAUUAUUACAACCAGUGUCUAGGAAGUAUGUGGUGGAAGAGGGGGGCCGAAGGAGAUGGAACACCAAGGGAAAGGGGUGUAUGGGCAAUAAAAGCAGUAUGUGGAAUCUGAGCUUGCCCCUCCCCAUAUCCAAAGUUCACAGUCUGAGGCCUUGUCCACACCAGAGCUAAAUGUGUAUUUUUACCUUCCUGACUCUUUUUUCAUUAAUGUUGGAGCAUCCACAUGAUAUCCUCCCCAUCCCAGUGUUGCACCAGACCUCCUCUCCCCACCCCCAUUUAAAUGCAGGGUUUUCUAUUGUGGCCAUUUCAGGCUUUCUGUGGAUUUGGAAAACACUGCAUUUAAAGGGGAAAAUGUCCACUAGGGCAAAAGGUGGAUUUGCACCCACCUGUCUGUAGGGGCUGCCCCUACAUUAAUGGGCAGGCAGGCAGGCGCAAAUACACAUUUUGCCCUAAGAUGACUUGUUUCACAUUUUCUGCAUCCUGUUCUGUACCCUGAAAGAUUCUGCUGUAUAGACAGUAUUCUGCUUCUAGACUGACUAGUCUGUUACAUGGGUUAAGUUUUCAGUCCUUCUUGACUGGCAACUUAUUCUAUAGCUUUCUAAACAUACCAAUAAUGUAGCUCAUUUCUAAGUCUCAAGACUGAGUAGUCAGUACUUGGAACAAGCUCUACUUAAGGGUACAAUUGUUAAAGGAGAAAAAUGGCACACAAACCUUUUGUUGUUCAUGCUAUUGUGCCUUUUAAAGUUUUGGUUCUGAAUUCUCUAUGAUGAAAAUAAGCUCUGAUGAAAAUAAUGAUGGGAUACAAUGUGCCAAAAAUCCAUGGGAUCAAUGAUGUCCACUCACUUGUGCAGUGGAAAUCCACUUGUGCAACAUAGCUUCCAGAUUGUCUUCUCCCCGCUUCCCAACAGUUCAGUGAAGCUUUCUUCCUGUAUGUAUCACUAGGAUCAAAGACCUGAAGAUUGUUCAGAGUUGGCUUGCAAGCCAUGGGAAGAAUUAAAAGCAUCUGCAAUAAUAUUUGCCUCUCUGCUCAAGUGACAAUUAAAAUGCCUUAAAACACUGAAAGUAGAUUCACUUUUUAUUUAUUUGACAUUUGAAAAUCAGAAAUAUUGUCUGUCAAAAUAUAUGUUUAAAAUCCUUUUCAAUUUUGUAAGGUGUUUAAUUGAAUCAUUUUCAGCUCACAACCCUUUUGUGUUUCUACUAAGCAGUGGCGUAGUGUGGGGGGUGCAGGGGGGGCCGGCCGCACCGGGCGCAACAUCUGGGGGGCGCGCGCUCGCACUCGCAGCUCUCUGCCCCUACCUGGCUUGGGUAGGGUUAGGGGGCGCAAAUUACUUGCCUUGCCCCGGGUGCUGACAACCCACGCUACGCCACUGCUACUAAGGAAUUAUUAGACAUUCUGGCUUCACAGCUUGCAACUGCUACAUGCAGGCAUGUGCUUGAAAAGGCAGCUUGUAAUUUGUAGGUAACAAAAUGUUCUUUUUUGGGGGGGGAACCCCACCCCAAAUGUAUUUGGAAUUUUAGUCAAUGGUGCUUAAGCAGGAUUAGAGGAAACAGCUGGCUAAACAAAUAUUGGGGGCAGAGUGGAUGCAAUGGUAUAAAUUAAUAAUGUUGGUCUUUAUUUAUGACAUGAAUGGGAGGUUUUGUGGCAGUAUAAUGUAUUAACCAUGGUCAUCAUGUGCCACCUAGUGGAUCUGACAGGAUUUUACUACCUUAAAAAAAACGUUUUUCUCAAAAAAAAUUCCACACUUCUGUAGCCAAUCCAGCAUAUAAAUGAACUUUUAACAAGUAAUUAACAGCUCCUGGCUGGCUUUAUUUCCUCAAGAAAUUACAGUUAUUUCCACUAAUAAUAACAUUAGUUUAACGAAGCAGGGCAUUUAUUGUUCUGUUGCUAAUUCCAAGGGUUUAAGUCACACCACACAUACAGGAACAGCAAUGGCUUUAUCUGAAUCAAGUUUUAGACAUUCAUAUAAAAAAUGCCAAUGAUCAGAGCUAAUGCCAAUAAUGCUUUCAAAACUUCAUCGCAAAAAUGAAAACAAUGCCUGUCAAAAAUAAUUGUGUUCCCCUUUCAAACUUUGCUGACAAAAGGCUUAACCACCUUUAUAGCAUUUCCCAAGAUUAUCCCACUCUUUGCAAUCAUUGUCACCUCUUUUUCUUCUCUCCUCCUUCUCUGAUUUUGCUCUUCAUUCUGUCAACUUGCAUGCUGUGUUAUAUUUCCUCUCCCCUUUCGUUUCCUGGCGUGGUAAACUUGGCUACAAACCAGGCCAAAUUCUGGUUUUUAUAAUGGGCAUAAUCUUCUAGACUCGCCCCUUUUAAUUUAUGAACAGCCCAAUUUGAUACAGGCAAAUUGGAACAGAAUCAGAGGAGGGCAAUGAAGUUGGCCAGUGGUAUGGAAAACAAUCUCCAUGAGGAGCUGCUGAAGGAACUGUAGCUAGGAGAAGAGAACCCUGACUGUCUAUUACAUGGUAGAGGGCAAAGAUUUGUUCUUUGCUGCUGCAGAAAGCAGAACUAGAUCUAACACACUUCAGUUGCCCAGGAAGAGAAAUUUGAUAAUGGAACCAAACACCUAGAGGGUUGUUAAGCUCCUCCUCAAUGGAGAAUUUUUCAAGCAGAGUUUCAGCAGCCACAGGUUGGAAAUGCAGAAGCUCCAGAUUUCCUGCAUCCAGAAAGGGUUGGACAUUACAUGGCCUAAAAGGCCUUCUCCAACUCAUAGGUUAGGAGUUACAGUGGUACCUCGCAAGACGAAUGCCUUGCAAGACAAAAAACUCGCUAGACGAAAGGGUUUUUUGUUUUUUGAGCUGCUUCGCAAGACGGAAACGUCUUGCAAGUUUGUUUCCUUUUUCUUAACACCGUUAAUACAGUUGCGACUUGACUUCGAGGAGCAACUCAUAGAACGCGGUGUGGUAGCCUUUUUUGAGGUUUUUGAGGACUUUGGUGAUUUUUGAAGCUUUUCCAAAACUUUCCCGACACCGUGCUUCGCAAGACGAAAAAAAUCGCAAGACGACAAAAUUCGCGGAACGAAUUAAUUUCGUCUUGCGAGGCACCACUGUAUGCAAUUAUCCAUAAAUCUACAGUGGUGCCUCGCAAGACGAAAUUAAUUCGUUCCGCAAGUUUUGUCAUCUUGCGAUUUUUUUCGUCUUGCGAAGCAGCUCAAAAAACAAAAAACCCUUUUGUCUAGCAAGUUUUUUGUCUUGCGAGGCAUUCGUCUUGCGAGGUACCACUGUAUUCAUGUAUUUAAAGUAUUCUAGUUGCUUUUUAGAGCUACAACAAAACGACGUUCACACGGGAGCAGGGCAAGAUAAAAAGAUUUAACAGCCACAUUAGCAAGCAUACAGGAAUAAUUACAAAGCUGCUCGGUAGCACCUUAGUUAAUUAUGACUCAAUAAAAGGCAGCAUUGAAGAAGAAGCUCUUUAGCGCUCACCUAAACACCUGUGCAGUUGGGGCAAGACACAACUUGAGGGAGGGAGUUUCUGCAGUUCUGGGGCUACCCCUGAAGUCUACUGCAUCUUCAACUGAAUCCCACCUAGUAAACAGUCUUCACAGCCUAUAGCAACAAAUGGAGGUUUUGGAGAGCAGGAAAUUCUAGAAAGAAGCUACAGCUAUGAAGGCUCCUUCUGUUGGUUAGAAGCUAUACAGGGGUGCAAGGCAAGUACAGUGGUAUCUCGGGUUAAGAACUUAAUUCAUUCUGGAGGUCCAUUCUUAACCUGAAACUGUUCUUAACCUGAGGUACCACUUUAGCUACUAGGGCCUCCCGCUGCUGCUGCUGCGUGAUUUGUGUUCACAUCCUGAAGCAAAGUUCUUAACCCAAGGUACUAUUUCUGGGUUAGUGGAGUCUGUAACCUGAAGCAUAUGUAACCUGAAGCAUCUCUAACCCGAGGUACCACUGUCGUUUCUUAAUGUAGACACUUUAUGACUCCCUUCUCAUUUAUAGUAAGCCUAUGGAUAAUUGUUUUAUAUAUAAAAUAUUCUACCAUUCUAUAGGGACAGGGUUAGGUGGCCUGUGAAGCUCUUUUUCAAUACUAAGAUUCAGCAAUACUUGCAAAAUACAAAACAUCACAAGUUUAAUUUGGAUUUUGGUUACAUGGGAUGGGGAGAUGAAGGAAACAGCAACACUGCCACUAUGUGAAAAGAUUCCUUGCCCCCUUUACUCGGCUUCAGAACAGGUAGCUUUCCUUUAAUUAAUACAACAGAGGAAAUCCUGAACAUUACUGAUUGCACUAAAAUCAAACAUGUAAAAGAGGCAGUAGGAACAAUCCGCCUGAAGACCAUUCUGAGUGCUUGGAAAACUUUUUAAAAACCAAAACCAUAACCCAGAGCUAUGUGAAAUAUUACUUUAAUAAGCUGCUGGUAUGAGCUAAUGGCUGAAGUAAGCAAGAGUUUUCCUUUCUCACGAGAAAGGUGAAAUUUGGAAAAUGCAACAGUGCUUCAUAAAAUGCAAGCAGAUAAUGGGGCCAAUAUAUAUAUAUGAUUUCAUAGUUCAUGGGUGGAGACAAGAGAUCUUUAACAGAAACAAAAUUAAUAGCUCAGGAGACUGUUACCAGAUACUUGCCUCCUGCUUAGAAAAUAAAUGUCAAAUUGACAUUUUAUCUAGUAGCAAGGGACUAUUAUCUUGCCACGGCAUUCCAUUAACAAAAUCUUUUAAUUAUUUUAAAGGCUAACAGAAUGACAGUGGAGACAAGGUAGAUAAAAUGUGUGCAUAGCAGAUUGUUGAGUAGCAAAAGAAACAAAUGCUAGCUUGGGGGAGGGACAGAGAUUUAGUAGCAUGAAUUGCUGGAGAGCACAAGCAGGGAGAGUGCUGUCAGGUUACCUGUCCUGCUAAUGGGCUUUGCACAGGCCACUGUGGGAACAGGAUGCAGGGCUUUUCCUAUGUUCUUAGCACGAAUAUAGGAAUGGCAGGUGUUCUUCUACACCAUUAACAUGGUGGCGUGUGGUGUGCAGCAAAAGCUUGGGCAUAUUGGCUUCCCUUGGUCAUAUUUUGCCACUUCAGGUAUGAAGCCUCAGAUGAGAUGUAUUUAUCCAAACACUUAAUAUAGAGUCACUGCUUGAUACAAGUCAGACCAAUGAGUUACAAGCACCAUAUGGGAAGCCACUGCAUGGUAGCUAUAUAGUGUGUGUCACUAUGGAGAUUCUUUUUUGAGUGUUGCAUGCCAUAGAGAGAGCAGGUAGAGAGGCUAAAGUGAGAAUGCAAUGGCAAUUCACAGUGCUUCAGAUUAGAAUGGUCUGUAUUUCACAAUCAUAAAGUGGAGGCCAUGUGGUAGAAUAUAAUCAUAAUCACUAGUUUAUUUAUAUCAUAACAAUAAUAUCUAAGGAGUUCAAUAUGGUACAAAUUAUACAAGGCUUGUAGUACUAGAGAAUUUUAAGGGUUUACAGUGUCUCAUGAGAACACAGGAAGGCACUUUAUUCUGAGCUAAACCAAUUUUCCGUCUAGCUUAGUAUUGUCUUGCUUUCCAGUCUCAAGCAGAAGUCAGUUACAUCCCUAUCUGGAAAUCUGAACCUAAGAGCUUUUGCAUGCUCUACUACUUGGAUAUCGAAGCAUGAUAUUAACAAAUAUAUCCUCCUUGCCAAAUUCAGGUUUCUGAUUAAUGCUAUCUCUUUAUGUACAUUAUAUUAUAUACAGACAUACACAUCCAUAUGCAUAUGUAGUUAUAUGCUUGUACAGAAUGCAUAAUGGUUUUAUCUGAAAACAAACCAUUCAGAACAUGGAGGUUGUUUUUGCUGUUCUUCCCGAUUGAGAGCCUAUUGUUUUAGCCUGUACACUAUUGCUGACUUAUGGUUCUUUGCAUACUGGCCAUAGAUUCCCAUUGAUUCGCAACUGGUACCUCAUUGUUUGCAUGGCUAGAGGCUGGUACCAACUGUAACUGUUUUAAAGCGCAUUUCCGAAAAGCUCACAUCACAAUGCAAACCUAUUCAUUUAAACACCAGUCCCAUGAAUAAAUGAUGCAAAACAUGGUGUCAGGUUUUGUACAACUAUUCCUGGAAGAGAAACACAAAUGUGCUUUUCAGAACUUGAUCAACAUAUUAGAGAAGCGUGAGAAAGGCAUUAGGAUAUGAAUGGAUUUUACAGUGUUGAAUGGAUACUGGUUAAAUUCAUUGGGUUGGUGGACCCAAAGUUUGGUUAAAAAUGAAAAAGAAGUUGUUUUCAAAGGAAUAUAGGUUGGAUUGUAGGAAAAUCAUGCUAUCAUACAUAUCUCACACUUGCACGUACUAGAAAGGAUCCCCACAGCGCUCAGUGACACCUUUUGACUUGCCUGCUCGUCCCCUGAUCGGUGGGCAUAAUGUUAAGAGGAACUUCAUGUGCCUCAACAUCAUUGCUUAUAAUGGAACAGUCAUGUGUGGGUCCAGUAGCCAAAGCCUUUCUCAAGGGCUGUACAUUUUUUUUUUCCUAUUUGAGCAAUUUACCCUUCUCCUAAGGUUACUUGGGUAUAAAGAAAAAUAUUGGUGCUGGAAAUUUAUCUCUCAGUCUUGAGAGACUAUUCUAUCCUGGGCUAUUUGUCCAACUCACAAAACAUUUUUGUGAUUGUGACUUAACAUUAUGCUUGGGGUUAUUUGGAAUUGUAGCAUACACAGGAGCUAGAAGAAUAUACCAUCUUGUAAAAAUCCAUGAACAUUUUGGAAAAUUCAACAUGCACUACCCUAUUGAGAAAACAGUCUUUAUUUUCUUUCUCCGUGUUUUAAAAUGUUUGACUAUCAUAUCCUUAUUAUGACUACCAUACCCUUGUUAUGAGGAACAUAUAAGUACCUAACAAUAACAAAAAAAUAUUUUGGCAUUGUUAGCUGAAUUAAAAAUAGUAUAAUAUUCAUCCAAAAUUAUGAACAUAGCAAAUCAGAAGCAAUAACUGAAUGGGAAUAUGAUUAUUAUUGGUGAAUUCUAACUGCAUGUUAUGGUUAAUUCUGCAUUAUUAAUUUAUAUAUAAUAGUGUACAUUGUGCUUCCACCCAGUGGCAUGCUCUUUUAUUGCAAGAUACAAUAACAGUUGACACUGUCAUUUCUGCUUGAAAACACCAGUUGAGCUUUUCAGAAAACAAAAAUUUCAGAAUUCCCAGAAAAUUAGGGCACAAUGUUAAUUUUACUUAAGUCACAGAAACCUAACAGUCAUUUUAUGGAAUUUUAACUGUACAAUUACAGAAAUGAUCUUACUGUUUUUAGUUUAUUGAGUAUGUGUCAUUUGUAUUUUGCCUCAUUUAAUCAUGCUAUACACUGCAUCAUUAGCUUUUAGCUGUGAGGUGGAUUAUAAAUGUGCAAGACAGAACAAGUAAGAUAGUUAAAUCCUCAAUACAUUGUUGCAUUUGUAUAAUCAGGAAAAUUCGUUUUUCCUUUGGUCCAUUGAAAGAUACUGCACCUGUGCUCUAGGGGUAACCAACUUGGUCCCCUCCAGAUAUAGUUGGACUCCAACUUCCAUAACCCCUGACCACUGGCCAUUCUGGUGUCCCAACAACCUCUGGAAAGCACCACAAGGGCUACCUCUGGCCUGGAUUACAGGAUCUCCUGAUUUAUGUGAGUGUUUCUUGUAGACUGUGCAGAUCAGACACAGUCAGACAAACACAGCAUUUGGGUGAAUGUGUGCAUAGUCUGGUUCAAAAUGGAAAUAGAGAGUAAUGGGAGUCAACAAACUGAGCUCCUUCAAGAUUUGCACAUGUUUAACCACAUUCUGGUUUCACCUUAUUUUUGAAGAUUUUUAGGAUGCGGCCUUUCAUGAUCUUGAUGCUUGAACCAUUCACAAAACAAUUCAUCAUAAAUUUAUGUUUAUGCCAUGGAAUAGUUUAUGGUGUUUAUCCAGUGGAAAAAGUCAACUUGUGUUUACUUCAAGCUUCAAAAAUAUGUUUGCAUGAAAUGCAUAAAUCAUCUUCAAAGUACCUUGGUCUAAAUAAGACUUGGACUUGAGGUUUUGUUAUGAACUGAUGGCAUUUCAAGCUCCAUUUUCAAUUAUAUAUUUGUUCUGCCUUUCUUGUAAAUGAUGUUUGUGACACAUCAGCUAUUUCUUUUGACUUAUGUUAGUAUGUUUGCUAACUCAGGAUCCUCCCCUCAUAAACUCCCUUCAGCAGUUAUUUCUGGCAAUGUGUGCCUUCGAACCUGGUUUUAGCAAUGUUUAUGCCAGUGUACUUGCUUAUUUGCGUGAUUUGUUUCCACUGAUAAACAGAGUAAGGCGAUUCCUAACCAUAGAUUCCGCUCGCUAAGAAAUGAGACUUUGUUUUUCACAUUCAAAACAGAACAUUUUCAACAGUAAUAUCUUAUGUCUUUGAAGGUUCAUUCCAACAUAGAGUCUAAUGAACUCAAAUUAGUUGCCCUAGAGUCACACAGUUAAUAGCAUAUGCAGGCUAAUAAUCCCUCUCAACUUUACACUGCCUACAAGGUGUAGCAGUAAAUUUGAGGUUGCAAUCAAUACUAGAAGACAAGGGGAAAAUACCCACUAUAAUCAAAAGCUCUUUCCUGCUAUCUGUUGUCAUAGCAGGGUAAGUUAAAAUUUAAGUUGCAUCACAGAAAAUGGGGAGAAUAUUGCUUCUCCAGUAUCAAAACAUGAUAUUCCCAAUGAAAAGAUAGUUGCUCUUGAGGCCCAUUGCAUUUAGCGGGUUUAAGUUAAUUGCACUAAUUAGUGCAGUGGUAUUAACUAUCUCUGGAGCAGGGUGUAAUGAUCUGUGGUACGCAGGAUUGUUAAUUUGGGAUGGAAUCUGAUUAAUAACAUUUCAGUAUUCUCUGGUUCAAGCAGGGCUGUCUUAAGCAUAUCCGGCACCGUGGUGCAAAGCUCCCUCUGGUGGCCUGCCCCCCAUUUCCCAGAGUUGUCCACCUUUUUUUAGGGAGGAUGGUGUUGCCAGUAGGGCUGGAGGAGGUGGGCAGUAUUUGGAGGGCGGCUCCUCUGGCGGGGAAGAGGUGGAGGCUGGACGCGGCGCCUCCCAACUCAGCUGGCCGCUUCGUGCCACGGUGGCCAUGGCAGACAGAGGCUCUGGGCGCGGUGCUGCUUCAGCGCUGCAUGGCAGAGGCAGGCAAGGGCAGCAAGCUGAUGCCAGGAGGCGCUGCUUCCAGCCUCCACCUCUUCCCUGGUGCCCUCCAGAACUUGGCACCCUGGUACCCCGCGCCACUAGCCUCUAUGGGUAAGACGCCCCUGAGUUCAAGAGUAGCAAACUAGUUGUUGGAGGUGCCCAGUCAGCCUGGUCAGUAGUCAGGGAUGAUGGAAAUUGUAGUCCAACAACAUCUGAAGUGCCACAGUUUAGCCACCCUGGCUGUAGUCAGUGUCAACCCAGGAUACACCUCUGACUCAACAAUAUUGGCAACAUUAGUGACAAAAUUACUGACAUCUAGCAAUCAUUAAUGUUCUCUUAGGGUUGCUUCCUAGCUCUAGGUUUUACCCAUUAAUUUAAGUGACCCUAUUAUUCAUGUUAUCCAAACAGUCAUUGUUAUAAUAUUCUGCAUUUUAGGAAACAGACUGAUAAAAAUCCAGAGUUUACAAUCCUUCAAAAUGGAUUGCUAUCAACAACCAAAGGUUGCCUAGAGGAAAUUAGGAGAUAAUGUGACUUGAAUAAAAGAUAGACAAUAGUCUUUCACUAUCGGGGGGGGGGGGGAGUAUUCUAGCACUUGCAGAAAUGUUGUCUAGUGUGAAACACAUCACUUCAUUUCAAAUCAGGUAAUACUGAUCUAAACAUUGGAGGCUUAUUUCCAAUAGGUAGAAUGAUCUAUUUAGGUGGCGCUAUUUUAUCUGAAGAGGUAUUCAAAGGGCAGAGCAAGAGUCCAAGCUAUGACCAUUGUUGGUUGACCCAGUUUAAUGUGCUGAGUCCUUGCCAGAACUGAAUUAGAACUGACAGGAUGAGGGGAACCUGUCAUUAUCAGAUGUAAGCUCCAUGCCUUGAGAGGAGUUCACAAUUCCAUAAAGGUGCAGACUAACGAUGUCCUCAAUCCAUGCUGAUACUGCCAGUGCUGCAAGUGAUAGACCUAGAGGAAGCAUCACCCUUGCUCUGAAAGCACAGCACCUUCCCUCAGCUCCAAAUACCUGGGCAAAGUGGAAUACUAACUUGACUCCUCCCAUAUUUGCAAGAAAGAAGCCUGUCCACUGAUGAUGGGGCAGAGCGGGGAUCAGUAUCUUUCUAAGUGCAAGAAUGAAGUACAUCUAAAACACCACAGCUUAUUGUCAGUGAAAUAUAUGCAUUGGGCACAUGUAGUUUUGUUCCCAUCAAGAGUAUGUAGAAGAUAAUGUUAUCCAAAAACACAUCCCUCCUGUUAGUGAUAUUAGUGUGAUAGUUACAACACAGAAAGAAAAGCAAUUAAAUAAAAACAUUGCUGAUGAAUGCAUGGAAGUUUCAAGUCCAAGGGACCCACACUGACAACUUUAAGCUUGAAUCAAGCACUGAUGACACAGUAGAAAAGUUUCGGUGAAGGGAGGAUUUUUCUUCCUGCCUAAUACCUAGUCAGCAGCUUCUGAUUGGUGGGUUUUGGCUUCAGCCUCCAGUGUUGUCCCUCUGUGAAGCAGCAUCCCUACUUACAAGGGCAGCUGGUGAUAAUCUUUAACUUCAAAGUGACUGUAAAUAUGCUUGAUUACUUGGCAUGGCUGCAGAGCUCAGAAUAAUUAUUUGAAUGAGCCCAAUUCAAAUGCUUCUGGGAAAAGCAACUUCUUUAUUCUUCCUGAAAUAUAGAUGACACAGGAAUAAGUCAAAGAUACAGCUGCAUGAAAUAGAUAAGUUAAGGACUAGAAAGGUCAUGAUAUCCUUAAAAUACAGAUUUCGAUUUAAUACUAGCAGGAAUUUUGGCAGAAUUUCUUAUCAGGCAAAGGUAGUGAUAUUCCAAAUACAAUUCUUUUUCUGUCUCCUAACCCUCAGCCACAGGGAUUAAGGAUGCUUAGAGGUGAAUUUGCGAUACCAGCAAAUAGUUAGAAGGAGGCUUCACCGCCAAGGAAUUUGCAACUGCCAUUUCAAAAUUGCAGGUAUGCAUUUAAAAAAAUAAUAAUCAAAUGCUCAGAGCAACAAUGACCAAGGCAAUCACCUAAAUAUAUGCCAGUCUAGCAUGGGAAUCAGGAUAGCCACUCUUCCGCUAUUGCAGUAAAAGGGAUGUUAUAAUACAAACAGCAUGUGUAUGGAAUAUAUUAGCUCCUAAUUUCUUCCAAUAGCAAAGUAUUUAAUAAAGGCUAAUUGUAUAACUUUGUUAGAAUUCGUAUUUUGUUAGUUAAUUGUUGCUGCCAUUUAUUUGGAAUGUUUUAUUUUUUCCUGCAAUAUAAUUCUUCCUUCAUUUAGUUUUUAUUGGGUGAGAUCCACAGUAAUCUGGACCUCUUCUCCUGGGUUGGGUGAGGAGUUUGACCUAGGCACAGAGGUUCCUGCACCCAACUCUGCCAUGCUCUGAGUGCACCCACAAAAUGAAAUGAGGUGGGUAACCAUUGGGGAGAGGGGUCCUGGGUUAUGGAGCAGCCUUCCCACAGAGGUUAGACCAGCAUCAUCUUUGUGGCCUUUUGAGCACCAAGUGACUCUUCUAUUCAGACCUUUAAAUAAGCCAUGUCUAUCUAGGCCUUUCCAUUUUAAAUUGAGUUCUGCUUCAAUUUUGUUUCAGUUUUUAAAUUAAUUUGUUGCAGUUUUCUUGUUUGCUUGUUGUUAACAUUUGUUAACAAAUGUUAACAAAGGGACGCGGGUGGCGCUGUGGGUUAAACCACAGAGCCUAGGACUUGCUGAUCCAGCUCCCAUCAGCCUCAGCCAAUAUGGCUAGUGGUCAGGGAUGAUGAGAGCUGUAGUCUAAUGAUAGAUGGGGGGGGCAAUCUGACUACCCCUGGUCUAUGCCAUUGGUGCAGUUCUUCUCAACUGACUUGCUGGCAGAGUUCAUCUCAAUGGAAAAAAUUAUUUUCCUGGCUAUACAGACUAUUAGAGUGCAGUACAUUAUACUCAAGCAACAUGUGGGUGGCAGCACAUUGGCUACCCCAAGCUAGAGAUAGUUACUCUGGAUUGUUGCCAGACUAAAGAAAUAGCAAAGAAUUAGUUAAUAAUAAGGAGGAAUUUCAAAAAUAUCUUCCUGGCACAAAAACACACACCAUUCUUAGAAACAUAAAAGUAAACCCUACAAUAGAACUGUUAAAUAGGGUCUGUAAGCUGGAAAUGUCUUUCUGUGAUGGAAAGAUGACACAUGUCCCUCUGUGUCAACAUAAUUUUUCUCAAUAAAAUUUCAUUUAAGAGAUAUAAAUAGACACGUUAGCAGGGGUGAAUUAGGGUUGAAGUCUCUUUCCUUGAAACAAAUGUGUCUGCAAUUUGCCAUUUCUGGAUCAUUUGAUUGAAGGGUGGAAAUUAAAGCAUUUGUGUGCAGGUCAUAUGGGUGAGGAUAUUCCCGUUUGGAAAGAGUGGCUGUUCUUGUGAUCCUCAGCAGUAUUGGUAGCCAUUUGUCCUGUAAAUUAAUGCACACACGUUGUAUCCUUAGGCAUAACCAUUCAUAAAGAAUGGUGCAGAGCUGCACUGCAGUCUCCAGCAUUCCUUUUCUGACAAUUUUGCUCAAGGUUAGAUAGCAAUAUGCUAUAGCUCUUGUCUAGUGCAGAUCAUUCUCUGCAUCCCAUAUAGUGAAAACUUGCAGAGCCUAAUCUCCUAUUUACAUUUGGGACACACCUGGGUGAGCUAGUUUUUAUCACCUUGUGCUAAUCUCCUAAAACCACAUUGCUACAAUGUAUACAACAAGCAAGGUUAAAGCAAAAUGAAAGUGCAGAAGAUACAUCAUAUUAUCUAGAAGAAAGCAUAGAUGUGUGGAAUAUACUAAUAAAUUAGAUUCUGCUACAGUAUUUCACUGCUGGAGAAAAAGCAGAAGAAAUACCUAGCCUCCCAGCAAAAAAAAGUUUGGAGAAAGAACAAUACAGUACUAAAGACUGUGAAACAUUACCAUCAAGGUAAGUAGAAAAAGAAACAGGUGGUUCAGUGAAUCACACCAGGUCUGCUCAUCAUGCUGUGUUUGAUGCCUGAGCUUUGGCUAAAGAAAGCAAAUGUGAUGAGCAGGAAUGAAAAUGGGAAAGAAGGGUUGCAUUGGGGCCAAUUAACUAUCAUCACUCUAUCUGAAGGUAGAGAUAUGAUGGCCUCCAGCAAAGACAAUAUGGCAGGCAGUGCUGAAGAAAGGAUCUUGUUAAUGUUAAGGAACAUUAAUUGUGAAGGUGCAGGAACAGAAACCAGAUCAGCACUAUCUGUUGGUCACUUGGCUGUUCCAGGAUACUGAAUACAGAGGCUGGCUUGCUUAACUCUCUUUCUCCUGGAAUGCUUAUUAUACCUUUCUAAGAUGUGAUAAAUGUGAUUUACACAUGUGUAAAAAUGCAUAUAAAAAUGCAUAUAAAAAUGCAAAUAACAACAACAAAUAAUAAUACACAUUAUGGCAAAUUGUGGGACAUAGGUGGUGCUGUGGUGUAAACCACUGAGCCUUGGACUUGCCGAUCAGAAGGAUGGUGGUUCGAAUCCCCAUGAUGGGGUGAGCUCCCAUUGUUCAGUCCCAGCUCCUGCCAACCUAGCAGUUUGAAAGCACUUCAAAGUGCAAGUAGAUAAACAGGUACCAUUCUGGUGGGAAGGUAAACAGCGUUUCCGUGCGCUGCUCUGGUUUUGCCAGAAGCGGCUUAGUCAUGCUGGCCAUAUGACCUGGAAAACUGUCUGCGGAAGCAGAUGAACGCUGGCUCCCUCGGCCAGUAAAGCCAGAUGAGCGCCACAAUCCCAGAGUCGUUUGUGAAUGGACUUAACUGUCAGGGGUCCUUUACCUUUUUAUGGGAAGCUGCUUUAUACCAAGUCAGAGUGUUGGUUCAUCUAGCUCAUUUCUUUGUACAAUGACUGGCAGCAGCUCUGUGGGGUUUGAGGCAGGAGUCUUUCUGAGCCCUAGAGUGAAUGAACCUGAGGCUUUCUGCUUGCAAAGAAGAUGCUCUACCACUGAGUUCCAGCCCUUCCUUCAAGAGGCCUUGAUUGCAUGGGCAGAACCUGGGCACCUACGAUAACCAAAUACGCUGAAGUAAAUGUAGCAGUCAUCAUGGGAGAAGAGGAUUGAUACUGGUUGAUAACUUAGUUAAACAGAAAGGCAAGAACAGGAAUCAACUGGAUUGUUCUCAUAAUAAACGGAUGUAAGAAGUGGAGUCCUCCAAGGAUUUAUAUUGUUACUGGUGUUUUUUAACUUGUCCAUAAACAAUAGAAUAUGUGUGUAUAUACAUAUGCUUAGAGAAUUAUAUAAACUUCUUAAUUAAACAACCUCUGAGAGGUACACAUAAAACAAUAUUAAAUAAUUAUCAAUAAUAUACAAAUAAAAGGAGCAUUUUUUGAGAGAGAGAAACCCACAAUUCAUAACUGGUGUGUGUCUGUGUAGACUUUCUUAAAAAAAAUGUUUUUAGGACAUAUCUAAGAUGAUAGCGGGUGCAGGUGGUGCUGUGGGUUAAACCACAGAGCCUAGGACUUGCCGAUCAGAAGGUUGGUGGUUCGAAUCCCCGUGAUGGGGUGAGCUCCUGUUGCUUGGUCUCUGCUCCUGCCAACCUAGCAGUUCAAAAGCACGUCAAAGUGCAAGUAGAUAAACAGGUACCAUUCUGGUGGGAAGGUAAACGGCAUUUCCGUGCGCUGCUCUGGUUCGCUAGAAGUGGCUUAGUCAUGCUAGCCACAUGACCUGGAAGCUGUACACCGACUCUCUCGGCCAGUAAAGCGAGAUGAGCGCCGCAACCCCAGAGUUGUCUGCGACUGGACCUAAUGGUCAGGGGUCCCUUUACCUUUAAGAUGAUAGCUAGGGUGCCUGUCUAAGAGUAGAAUAGGACUUCCAAGACUUAAGUGCUGUCACACUGAGAGAUGGACUCCUAACAGAUACAGAAUGGACAUAAUAUGGCACUUCUAAAUGUGUAAGUUUCACACAGAUCAAAGCACUUGUGGGGCAAGGUGAUAUUUCAAACAAGCUGCUCCCAAGGUGUUGUGGGCUUUUUUAUGCUAAUAGUAAAACCUUGAACCAGGCCCAGCAGCAAAUUGGCAAGGCCAUGCAGAUUGUUGGGUGGAGUUCAGUUGGUAGAGCAUGAGACUCUUAAUUUCAGGGUUUCCCACUUUGGGAAAAAGAUUCCUGAAUUGCAGGGGUUGGACUAGAUGACCCUCAUGGUCCCUUCCAACUCUACAAUCAUAUGAUUCUAUGAGAUAUGUAAUAUGCUGUGGUAAGACUCCUCUCAGCAAUCAUGCUGUGGUAUUCUGCACUACCUGCAGUUUCCAGCCUAGCUGCAAAGGAGGGCUCACAUAUGGUGCAUUGCAUUUUUGAAGUAUCCGAUGCCUGAAAUAUUGUGGUCAUGCUACCCCAGUUGAAGAACGGCUGCAGAAGUUGGACUAGCUGGCUUGGCAAAGCUGGGGCCUCAAGUGACAAGGCUGGAUCCAGGAGCACCCCCAGUUGGUGUACCUUCUCCACUAAGAGUGCAACCCCAUCUAGGGUGGGCAUUUGGCCAGUUGCUCAGAUGAGCUUGGUUUAUUUCCCCACAUCCAGGCCACCAGUAGAUCUAGACACUGUCCUAGGGCCUAUGCGGUGUUUCCUGAUUCAGAUAUUUUGGAGAAACAGAGCUGAGCAUCAUCGGCAUGCUGUUAGCACCUUGUUCCAAAUUUUGUAAUGGCCAUUUCUAGCCGAGAUGCUUUUUAACUGGAAUCAACCAGAAAUUGAACCUAACUGAGCUAUGUCCUCCGACUAUGAAUAUGCAACCUGAAGUAGUGAUCCACAAAGUGCUCUAGCUUGCAUACUUAAGCAUACUUAAGGUUAGUCAUGUUGAUUCUAACUGAUCUGGAUUAAGGACAAAUAUGCUAUUUUCACUGCUUUGGGGAAUGCAGCCAUUAUGGCUCAAGGCAUGCAAAUGGAUUUUGGAGUCCAUCCCUAAAAAAUACCAUCUGUUGGGAAACACGUGCUCCAAGUCAGAGCACUUUCUUUUGUUUCAACUUCAUCACUGAUCAUUCCUCUUGAAAUGAUGCCGUCAUGUAUAUUCUGGUUCAUGGGGCAUCUUCUUCUCUUUCUUCUUGUAUCUGAUGGUGGGUUUACACUAGCACUUCUACCCCCCCAAAUUUUUGCCAGUUCUCCUACCUCCUGCAACCUCCUGUGUCAUUCGGUAGGGUGUGUUGAAUUUUUCAACUUUAAAAUUCCAAAAAUGUGGGGUACUAAAAAUUUAUAACAUGACUUGAAAUUAAAAAAAGAUGUUUUGCUUACAUUAAUAUAAUUUAGUUUUGCUUGGUAAGUACAAUAUGUUUAAAAUUGCAUAGAAAUAAUUAAUAAUAAUGAUUGUCAAGUACUCACAGAUAUAUUAUUUAUCAUUAUUAAAAUAAGUAAAAUGAUUGUCAAGUACUUGCAGUUAUAUUAUAUAUUAUUAUUGUUUAUUAUUAUAUAGCCUUACCUGGCAUUUUCAGAAGGCAGAAUUACAAUUCUUUGGUUUUUCGAGAGCAGUUUAUGUGCUUUUUAAUCAAAUGUAGAUUUACCAAGCUCAAUUUUGUCAGAUCACAAAAAUAAUAGCAUAUUUAAAUUAUUCACACCCCCAAAAAACAUAUUUUUAAGUACUAAAUUUCACCCCCUAAAGGGACAUUCCUUAGUUACAGUUGUGCCUUGGUUUUUGGGCAGCUUAGUUCUCGAACCCGGAAGUGACUGUUCCAGUUUGUGAACUAUUUCUGGAAGCUGAACAUCUGACGGCUUUUUUACUGCUUCCGACUGGCUGCAGGAGCUUCCUGCAGCCAAUCAGAAGCCGUGCUUUGGUUUCUGAACAUUUUGGAAGUCGAACAGACUUCCGGAACAGAUUCCAUUUGACUUCCAAGGUACGACUGUAUACAGUAGCUGUUCAACUUCAGACAUUCUUGGAAGGUGUGCAUUACCUUGACUUGUUUCAUCCUGAGUUGAGCCUUGGGUUUCAUACCAAAAUGGCUGUUUGCUCUGAUGUGUGACCUAUCUCAGGAGAAAGUCAGGGGGCGUAUGACCUUGCUACUUCUUGAUUUCUCAGUGGUUUUUGAUACAAAUGACCAUGAUACCCUACUUCAGGCAUCCCCAAACUCGGCCCCUCCAGAUGUUUUGGGACUACAAUUCCCAUCACCCCUGACCACUGGUCCUGUUAGCUUGGGAUGAUGGGAGUGUAGUCCCAAAACAUCUGGAGGGCUGAGUUUGGGGGUGCCUGCCCUACUUGAUCUGCAAUGUGAUUUGGAAAUUGGAAUCACAGUUCUCAUGGCCUGGGUGGUGGCAUAUGUGUGUUUGCACCUACAAUUCCAAAAUAACUCCAUAAUUUAUUUAUUUUAAAAAACCUCCACCGCAAUCUCAUUGCAGCCUGGUUUCUAUAGUAAUCCAUAGGCCUGAAUGCUACAAAAUAUGUGACCAGACUGCAAGCUAAUAGACAUCUUGUUCAAGUUUUGAUAAUAAUUACGGAAGCUAUCUCAGCUCCACCAAGCCAUAUGCUUACUCGCAAGAGCAAAACCAUUAGGCCAAGCAAGAUGCUUGCAUUUAAUUUAAAUAUUGCAAAGAUACGACAAUUUAAAAUCAGAUAGGUCAGCACUUCCACUCAAGUACGCUUUAAUAAAUAUGCACUAGGAUUGUAAAACAAUUAUUCUAUUAACUGUUGAUGCAUAUUUACAUGAGCUGCUGAGUCUUCAGCAAACCUACACAUUAGUGAUAAAACAUCCUUGCUGUGCCAGCAGAAUAUAACAGACAGUGAUGCUAUAUUGGCUCUGUGUUUGGUAGAUCCCAAGCUUAACAAUCAUUUGCUGGUGGACCAAAUCUUAGAACGACAUCACUCCAUUGCUUAAAGAGCUUGCAAAUGAAAUUAAAGUAUGUUUCAGCUUUUCAUAUGAUUUUAUCCAGCCAGCGACAAAUGUUUAAAUAUGGAUGAUGUGGGGGGGUGGAGAACAACUUUCCAUUCAACAAGCCCUUUCAGGUGUUCAGUAAACAUGGAGAGUGGGGGACCUGCCAUCCUCACUCUCAGUGUCUCCUACAUAGAUCUGAACAAUUAUAUGCACAUGCACUCUGCAUGUUCAAAUAGAAGUACAAGUGAGAGGCUCCCAGUUGCACAGGGAGAAUUAAUGUACAUAUGCAGCAUACUUGUAUGUGCAUAGCUCUACUGGGGUCUCUGAAUCUUAAUCAAGGAUCUUGCUUUGUCUUAUCCAUGACUUCCAAACGUUUACAUGCAGCUACUGUGUUUGAUCAUAGGCUGUCUGCUACCCAAAUUGUUGGAAACUUCCUGGAGUAUGGCAGACCCCACUGCCCCCGCAAAAAAAAUAUGUGCCUACUUUAAGAAGAAAGGAACAAAGAAUACAACUUCACUUUCAGUGGUGUUCAUUUAGUCAGAUAUAAUCAAAUCCAUUACCUAGAAUAAAUUAGAUUGGCAGAAUAUAUGUGGGACCGUGUGUGUACAAAUCUGACAUGUAGAAGCUGAGAAAUACUUCGUUAUUUGGAAAACAGCCUAUUGUUCUCCUCUGUAGAACCUAGCAGGUUGGCAAGGAGCCUGUACACGUUAUUUGCUUACCAUCACAUCUUUAUAUCCACCACACAUUUAAAUGAUAACAGAUAUCCAUUGUACUCAGAUUUCUUUUAUGAGACAUCUCAAGAUUUGAUUUGAUAUUUGUAUUACAAAAUGUCUACCUGUCCUAGCAAUGUAUUUACCCUCUUGAUAUAAAUGACAGCUGGUUGUUAUUCAACCAGGUUUUUUUCUUUUUUUUAUAAGAUAUUUAUUGAGAUUUUUUGAAAUAUUACAGUGCAAAUGAAAAAGAAAAAAGAGAGAAAGAUACAAAAUAAAAACAGUUAAAAACACACAUAUUUUCCACUACUUAUUUUCCUUUAGCUUAUUUCCCAGACCUCCUCAUACCUCCCUUUUUUGUAUUCCACUUCAAUUUAUUGGUUCAGCAAAUCCUUACCAUUAGAUUUUAACCCAUUUAUAACCCUUUUUUCAUAUUCUCUUAGAGCAUUACAGCUGGAAACCGCUUAAUUACUAUCCAACAUCAUUCUAUCAUUCAUUAAUUUUACAAUAUUUCUGUAGAUAGUCUUUAAAUUUCUUCCAAUCUUCUUCCACCGACUCUUCUCCCUGGUCUCGGAUUCUGCCAGUCAUCUCUGCCAAUUCCAUAUAGUCCAUCACCUUCAUCUGCCAUUCUUCCAAAGUGGGUAGAUCUUGUGACAAGGAAAAAUCAACCAGGUUUUUUUACCCAGAGUAGGCCUAUUGAAAUCAAUAGGCCUCAUUUAGGCAUGUUCAUUCACUUCACUGGAUCUGCUCUGAAUAAAACUUAGUUGAAUCCCAUGCAUAAUGUGUAAAAUUAUCUUGAACAGAAAUUACAAUAACACUUUCCCCCUCACAUAUGUUUUUAUUCUGUUUUGUAGGUUUGUUUUUUGUUUACCAUACAUAUGAGAAUAGAUAUUCUUGCAAGAAAGUUUACAUUUACAAGAACAAAACACAACAAUGAUAAAAGGAUAUGAUUUUUUUCAAUUUAAUAAAGAUAUAAUCAAGGCCUAAUAAGCACAACAUAACAGAUAAUGUAGAAUUAUUAUACACAUUAUAGUGCUGGAAUAUGCAAUUGGAAGUCCUGAGGCCAAAUCUGUGCCUGCUGAGGAGUACCAGUCUUCUUUCUCCAUUGCUAUGCAUUCUCGUCUUCAAAGUGACCAUCUUCUAAAAAUAACUGCUAGUUAUGUCUAUAGUGUAAGCAAACACAUUUGCAUGAUAAGGUGUUCCCUGUUUUCUUACAUUACCAUUAAUGCAGAAUGAUGAAUAUUGAGAAUAAUUUUGGAAACCUGUUAGAUUUAUGUUGAAAAUACUUCAUUUACAGAGCUAUAGUGUUUGGGGUACAGUUCUUGUCUCCUAUUUCUAGGGAGAGCCAAAUGUCUACCUUUCAGACUUCUCUAGUUAUCAGUGUGUAUUGUACGUGUGUAGGAACUUUUAUCUUUCUGAAGGGCUUGGAAGGUAUGAUAUCUAGGGCCAGAUUAAGACAUGCUGAGGCCCUAAGCUAUGUCAAGUUUUAGAAGCCCCAUAGUAUUACCAGUACCCCUUUCCCAAAAGUGCAUUAUAAUGUAAAACCUAGUGCUGGUGAGGUUGUAUUUAGAGGCCCCUCAUAGUCUGAGCCCUUGAGCUGUAGUUUACCUAGCCUGUGCGAAAAUUUGGCACUGAUGGUUACCAUUUCAAAUUAUAUUAGAAGUCUCCUAGUUCAGGAAAUUGUUGCAUAAAUGUCUCCCCUUCAGACUUUUACAGAAAUAAGGGUAUCUUGGACUGUGUGUGUACAAAGCUUCAGCUUCCUAGUUCAUGGAGUAAAUGUCAUAAGUGUUUCAGUGUACACUUGAGUUCCCUUCACACAUUACAUGGUGUAAAGGAAGUCCAGAAACAGAGCAAGAAGUGGGGUCAUACUGCUGUUCUAGCCCAAGAAUAUGAUGUCAGAAGUGAGGCCGGAAGCACUGCCACGCUUCUUCACAUCAUGAGUGCCCUACACUUUUAUCCCAUCUGUUCUAGGAGACAGGUGCACAAUUGUCUCCCCUUCAGAUUUUUAGCAUCAUCAGUGGUGUCUUGGGCUAUAUGCUUGCAACAAGGAAUUUCCCCCAGGGAAAAAUCUCUCUAACCAGUUCAGGGAUUUGAAGGGAGGUAGGAUACAUGUUAGCCAUUCCUGUUCUCAUGGGCUGCAGCUGCAGCCCUUUACAUCUUGAGUAGGAAGAUCUGAAGGGGGAAGCUUUAGUGUGUUGUAUUGUCAACCUCCAUGUGAAUGGAUCCCCCAACCAUGCAGGAUUCCCAUUCAUGUGAAAGAUUCUGAGCAUGUUACACUUAACACAGCAAGAUAUCCUGUUCAGACCUACAGGACUUUUCAAUACAUUGUAGCAGGGAAGGGAACAAUGGAAGAGGGUGUUCUGGGGACCUAUAAAAGUGAACACCUGAGUAGGGUUUCUGAGUUUACUGUUUUGGGGGAGAAAAGCAUCAGUGUCCUUUAUACUUUUCUAAUAAACAAGAAGUCUUGGAUCAUUUACCAAAUUCCAGGAUUCUUUCUAACAGACUGGGAAAUAUCCUAGCAUUUUCAAUACUUCAGUCUGCCAAUCGGUGAAGCCCAGGCAAAUAUAGAUUCAUCUGAGGUAUCAAUUAAUAAUGUAGCUUAGCCAUGCAUCAGAACUAAAACAAUGAUAAUCUAUAACACUCUUUGACACUUGGGAAAGAUUUUGCUUAUUGCUGUAUGAAUAUUCCACUUCAUUAAAUAAUGUGUCUGCAUUUUUUCCCUGUUGAGUAUUCAGAACCAAUACACUUUGUUAAGAAGGUCUUUUAAGCUCCCCUAGUCAGAGGCACACAUACACAUGUAAACAGAUGUGCUUUGCCCAUUUGGGAUUUUCUUGUGAGUGCUUUUCAUUCUGUCACACCCAGACAGGAAGUUUCUUAUUUAUUUUCACCCUUGGUGGAACGUUGUGUGACUAAAUUGUUUACCUGGGAACUACACAAAACUUAGGCCUUAUAAUUUUUCUCUUGCUGGUGCCAUUUGCAACAUGUACCAAGUGUUUUUCAAGGUGAGAAAAACCACAGCAGAAGGUUAACAGAGUGCAAAAACAAAAAUAAAAAAUCCUCUGUUCUCCAGUGCUCUUUGCCAGACUUGGUGACCUGAGGUGUAUUUAGCCAGUUGUCCCAUAUUCUGGACAAGGUUCUACAACAUGGUUUUGGAGUCUAUAAUUCAGCCACAUUCUGCUGAUGGUAACCAAAUGGCACAAAUAACAUUUCCACAUGUUAAUCACACAAACCUUCACAGGGUCACUAUUUCUGUAUCACCCAUUUGUAUCACCAAACAGCAUUAAAUCUCUAGUGAAGUGCCACUAAGUAUGCUGUUCCUAUAGCAGGUAUUUCAUAUCCCCAUUCAUACCACAGUGCAUCUAGCUGGCAAAUAUUAUUCAGAAUAGAAACCCACUCAAAAAUAUGUAUUUAGAUAGCCAUGUCUUUAAUAGACCCUUCAGACAGGGCUAGGUCCAGUGCCGGAUUUAUGUAUAGGCUAAGUAGGCUGAAGCCUAGGGCCUCUAAGUCUAGCGGGCCUCACCAACCUGCCCUCUCCCCAGUGCCGCAGUCUCCCCUCUCCCAAAAUUGCAAACCCAAGACUUCAUGCAAGGGCAGGGCAACUCAGGCCCAGCAACUAUGAGACUCAGGGCUAGCCAAUGGGGUCCAAUUUGAAGCAGUGGGGCGCAGCUUGAAUUUUUUUUAAUUUCUUUUUUGGUAGGGCCCCAGUUCACAGCCAAAGUCUGCAAAAUCUUAUAGAUAUAAAUAAAAUCCAUCUAGAUUGCCCUGGUGCAGGGGCCCCCUUAGGAGUGGCCUGUGGGGCCCAAUUUGGCUCAAUUGCUCCAAUUGCCUUAAGGUCAGCCUUGAUGAGACUGUGCAGGGGUUGGAAUGACAAGCCCUGCACCUUCUAGGUCCCUGGUGUCACCAUUCAGAGUACUACUGUGCAGAUAAUGGACAAAGCUCAUAAAUUGUAUCCCUUCUGGCAUCCUGGCCAACUCUAUUAUGCUGGUGUAAACCCUGAUGCACCAGAAGCCCAGAAGAGCAGCAAAUAAAAUCCGCUCAUAUGUCAGCAACUGAUAAGACUUGUCAACCAGUUCUUCCAAACUCUUCCUAAAUUAUAAAGCUCCAAAAUACAGGCCAAAAGAUAGCAGGUCUGGGAAGAGUGAGGCAUACAAUGGACACCACCAGUGAAAAGGCCCUGCUCCAUGUAACUCCUGCCCUGUCAUUUGAUAGAGUGCCCACUUGCCCUCCUUCUUGACAUGGAAAGCUCUCUAUUGGAGUCUCCAGGUCCAGUACAAAGACCAUAAGAAGGGAGAGCAGGGACCUUGAAGUUCCCAACAGUUGUUAAUCAAGCAAGCACACAGGUCACCUUUGUCACAGUCAGGACACCUAUGUCCUGUCCAGGCCCGCACCCAAUCUUGUUUUUGUACAAUCUUGUUUGUUCUCAGUAACCAAAUUAUAUUAUCAACAUAUACAAGCAGAAAAGUUGUUUUCCUUCAUUUGCAAGGAAUCGUAGAAAGCAAAGUGGCACUAAUAAAGAAAAGUUCCAGGGUGGCAACAGAAAGCAAACUAAAAAUGCUUUUGCAGUUCAUCAAAGCUAUCCAGCAAUAUCAAGUUAUAGGAAAACUGGUGCUAUUAACAGUAAUCCUUCUAGCUGGUUAAUUGGUUUGGCAACUUCCAUGCACAUGACGUGUGAUAAUUUUUCUGAGAAAAAUUAUAUUUUUUCCCUCAGAAAUCUUUUUGUUGUAUCUUUCUUCUGGAGUUUGGCCAGACAUAGCAAAAUCUUUGUUACAAAUACUUCUUUGUUGGAUCCAGUUUCUGUAGGAGGAAGACAUUGGGUAGAGAUUUAUAAGAUAUUUUAUCAAAGUUUCAGGCAUCCAAGAUGCCGUGCAAGUAAUCAUUGGACUUUGAAGGCUUGCAUCCAGAAUAGUCUUGAAGAUGAUAGAGAGGCAGUUAGAGUGGCUGUGAGAUGUUCAUGAAUUCAGGCUGAUAGGACGUUGUUAGGCCAAAUCUAUAUCACUAUGUUCCUAUAUUUCACCUACAGAAAUAGUACAGGGCAAGAUGAGCCAAAGCCGAUUGCCUAAGGACCAAUGCCACCUAUAAAUGUUUGCUUACCUUUUCUAGAGAGCAGCAGAGAUCAGAGUCAUUUUCUUCUGUUAGCUAAUGGAGUAAGUAUCAGUCCACUAUGGAAGCUUCAUAACCAUAACAAAAAAAGUAUUCUAACUGAGCCCAAUAUAGCAGAUCAGGGUGGCAUAAAGGUAACAUGCAGAAUCAACAUAGGUUUCAAGGCAGAGUUUCAUUUGUUUUCACUGCCACUUUUUAAUUGAAUUGGAAUAUAGAUGUUUAUGUUUAGCUUGUGUUUCUAAUGUUUGAAGCCUCUUUUGAAGGAUAGACUCUCUUCUGCGUCUUUCAAAACAGCUGAUGAGCAGUUAGACAAAAGCUACUGAAAUGUCCAGGAUUUUUUGGGUUUCUAAGCUUUGUUGAGUAAUCAUGCUGAUUUUUGCUGCUUGGCUAGCAAUAUUUUAUCAGGGGCAUUUGACUGAUAAGCCAUAAAUGUCAUAAGUUUUUAUAAAAUCCUUUUAGGUUUACAAGUGGAACUUAUGAAUGAACAAAGCCAAGAUUGCUGAAUCUGUUACACUUUUCUGUCUCUGUGCUGUGCAUAUAGCCAAGGCUUUAUUAUCAACACUAUCUUCUCUAGUGUCUGUGAAGAGUAUUCAAUUGCAUCUCAGUAUCUUGGGUUAACUUACACAGCUUCUCUCAUUGCAAUGAGUUUUUCUUAUAUUUUUAAAUAAAGUAUCUUUGCUCACUUGGCCAGCCAGUCAAGAGCAAAACAGAACCUUGAAAAGAAUAUUAAAGUAUCUGGUUCAUGUAAUUCAGUUUGAUGUUGAGGUGUCUUUCUUGAGUUAGCUGGUCCUGAUGGCUAAGAAAAUUCUUUACCCGCAAUAACUGAGAUGGGAUCAACUAUUCUUCAAGAACAAUACUUGUUCAAGAAAUAGUUUUCCACAUCCUUAACAACAUUGUCUGGUUCUUGCAUUAGAUGGAAAAACAUACUAAGAGCAUCAUUUCCAACAGCAGCUCAGGAUACUUUAGGUUAUUGCAGGCAUCUUCCUUGUUCCUACCUUUGGCUUCAGUAUUAGAAUCAAUGACAUUGAUUUCUCUAUUAUGACUUCCUGGAUAUAAAGCAUGCAGUGCACUUUCUCCAUAAUUAGCACCAAAUCUCCUUGUGGCUUUCUUCCUGUUCCUGGUCAGGCAACUCCAGCGAAGCCACAUUAUGGUUUUCUGCUACUUCUUCCUUUGGAGCUUGCACCACACAAAAGACAACGGCAGAAAAAGUCCAUAGCUUCAGGCUGUAUUGCCUCUCCUGUGAAAUCUCUGUGGUCUUCUCAGGUGGGGUGACUGUCUCCCCACAUACUUCCUUCCCCAUGUAUGCAGUCUUAGAUUUGUAAAGGGAACCUGGAGGGAUUUUGAGGCAAUGGGAGUGAUGACACAGAUGCAGUAGACCCUUUUCUCUUCCUCCUCCUCCAACUUCACACAAAAGAGAUGAGAUCCAGUCACAAAGAUUACCCUCCAUGCAAUUGAUUAAUACCUUAUUAAAAUGGAUUGUGUAUUGUGGUUUUAAAAAAUAUCUUGAAUUCUUCCUUGAAUAGUAAGACUGCUGGUCUUCUUUGUCUGCAGAACAAGAAUUAUGAUGAUAGUUUUAGUCUUGCCUAAAAUAAACUAAAAUAUCAAUUCAUUAGUCUUCUUUGGUGUGAAGACUAUUUACCUCUUAUGAACUUACAAUAUUCCAGCAAUAUUAUAAGGGUGCAUAAAAGAAGUACUUCAAAAGACAUAUGGACAAUGAUAUAAUAUACUAUUAUGAUCUUGUGAAUAUCCCAUUCCAAAAUGUAAAUAUGUCUUCUAAAAGGAUAGGUGGCAAGGUAUAAUAAUAAAAACAUAAGAAUUAUGCUCUGUAGUACUUAACAUUUCAGAGUAGAGUUGGAAGGGUGUAGAGUUGGAAUGGUAGAGUUGGAAGGGUGAGGAUAUCUAGUUCAACCCCAUGCAAUGCAGGAAUAGUAGCAUGAGUAAGGGCUCUGCUCUGUAGUUGAGUGAACCAAUGUAACAAUUUUCCACUUUGCUAGAAUCACUUAAUUAUGGGAACCAUUAACUCGGCAUAAAUCUCAGAAUAUUUCAUAAAUAUUGUUUCUACUGUGAUUCACUGUACUGUGUUGUGGGUGGGAUUUGCAUUUCUAUACAAGAAGCAAUUUUUGAAACACUCUUAAAAUCUUGAGCAAAAAGCUUUUCCCUACAAAAAUCCUGUAAUCCUUUUCAAAAGUGCUGAAUCCCACUAUUUUUUGAAAAACAAAUAUUUCCUAGAGGAAGUUGUAUUUCAUGUUAAAGUGUGUUCUCCCUCAUGGAGAGGACAGGUUGCAGGCGGGGCUGACAAGACAACUCACUGUUACUAGGCAAAUGGUUUGGCUAUCCUUUAAGCAGGGGCGGGCUGUUACUGGGGAAAUCUAGAUGUUGCCAUUUGUUGAUUGACAGCCCUAUUUGUUAAAUACAAUGCUCGCAGCGAGGAACUUCCUCUUUUCGCUGCUUACUUCGGAUCACCCGCCCUCCCUUCCCUAAUGUUAGGCUGUUUGCUUGACCUUGCUAUGCCUGUCAUGGGGUCGUCUGCUUUGGGGCAGGGGCCUGGUAGGAAUUUUGUCCAUUUGGCUGAUUAGUGUGUGCCACUUGGUUUUUGCCUACUGCGUAGCAAAUCGUCACAACUUGUAAGGUUUGCGGUUAGGUAUCGGUCUUGGAAUUGGUUGGUGGAGGGGUAUGGAUUCGGCUGUGCCUGCCCCUCCAAAAUGCUGCUGCAGCUGCUGCUUCAAGGGUUUUCCGUUAAAGGAACCCAGGGGCUCCCCAUGCUUUUGUCCGAAACCCCCUGGCAAGGGGCUAGGGCCACACAAGCCCCUGGGAGCAUUCUGGGGAGAGGUGAGGCAUGGUUCCCAGUCCCGUCUCUCUCCCCAGGUGACUUACCCUUGCUGACUUUGCGGGGGGUGCGAAUGUCAGAGCUUUCCCCGGGCGGGGUCAGUUAGUGCUACCAAUGCCUAAGCAACCACUCACAUCGCUGUAAUUUGAAUAAAGUUGGGGCCAAAAUUAUGCCAAAAACCUUAAACAAAAAUUAAGUGUCAAUUGUGUUUUUCUUUGGGGGGGUGUCUUGGGGACCUCGACGCGCAAAAUACUGCACUGAUGUUUAGUAGAAUUAGGUGCUCCUGUAGGAACAAAAUGUCACCCGACCUCAAGAAAGCAAACUAACAGCUCUCAACUAGAUUAAAUAUCUAGGCAGGAAUUUUAGGCUUGAAAGCUACCUAGGAAUAAACAACAUUAAAUACAGUGGGACUGUGGACAGCGAGUAAAUAAACAACCACACACAAUGCACUAUUAAAUAAAGUAUGUCAGAAAAACUUGUGUGCCCUUUCACUUUUAGAAAGAGGCAGGGUAAGUAGAAAAGUUGAAUUAGGAGAGAUUACAGUACAUUAUACCCUGGUUAUUAGAGAGUCUCAUGUUUGUUUUAGGAAAGAGAAGCAAUGCUACUGAAGCAACAGAUCUUCCACCAAAAAAACCCCUGUAUCUGUGUUAACAUUUUUAUCUUUCAUAAAGGCAUCAUUUCAAAAUUUGUCCAUGGUUUUUUAGAGUUACCAAAUCACUGCUACACAAAUUAUCAAAUAAAAACAAGUGUUCCUGUUUCUCCUCCUAGCUUCCAUUGUAAAAUUAAGAGUGAAGUCUAAUAGAACAGUUUGUGUUCAUGAAUGACUCCAAGAGGAAUCAGUUUGGAUGCAAACACUAAACUAAUGGAUGCAAAUGACUCUCCCACAUAUCUUGCUCCUGAGUGAUCACAUUAUCCAUAACUGCUUGUGCACCUGACUAAAGCUUGUGAGAGUGUUGUAGAGCUGUUUACCAAGAUUCACAUAAAGCAUUUUCAAAUAUAUGCAGCCAUUAUUUUUGGAUUGCAAAAUGUCACUGUGUAGACCUGAAAAUAUCUGCACCAGCAUUACAUUAUAUCAGGGGUCGGCAACCUAAGGCCCAUGGGCUGGUAGCGGCCCACAAGGCUUGUCUAACCAGCCCAUGGCAACCCUGCCCCUGCCGCCCCCCCCACCGCCCCUGCACCCAUUCUUACCAGAGUGGCACGGUGCAGCGCAGUGCAGGGACUGGCUUCUGGGUUGAUGGCGCCUGUGCGCAUGCACACGGGCGCUCCUCCAACCUGGAUGUGCACCGGAAAUAGUGUCUGUGCACGCACACAGCUCGGACCCAGAAGAGUGUGCACACACACAUGCUCCAGCCCAUCCUCUGAUGGACAGAGCAUCGACUGGCCCAUCCUCGGAUAAGGUUGCCAACCUCUGCAUUAUAUCAACAGGCUGGACUUCUUAUGGUUAUUACUUCUACCACACAAGUGCUGAAUUGACUAGGCGGCAUUGUAUCACCUGCAAUAACUGAAUGAGGAAAAUCCCAGAGCAGUCAUGAUGUGGAUUAUAAGGCCAUCAAAUGAAAAUCAAAGCUGUCGAUAUAAAUUGCUACUGUCCUCACAAGAAAAACUGGCUUUCCUCCAUUUACUUUCCAUGCUGUGAUUUAUGAAUUGGACAUGCAGAAAAUUUACAAUAAGUUUUUAUAAAAAGAAAUCCAUCCUUAAUUCUGUAAAAAUUAAAAGCUGAUACAACUCUAAUGAUAUAUUGACUAACUGAGUAAGUGCAAUGUAAGACUGCCACUCGAUAAUUAAUGUUUCAAUAGUAAACAUGUUAUCAAUGGGAACUCCUCUUAUAUGCUGGCUGCAAACUAUGGCCUUCAAUUAUUCUUCCGUUUCAAAUUUUCAUGCCAAAAAUGUGUUGUCGUCAAAGACAGGUGGAAUUCAAUUAAGUUUUACUCCGUGUAGACCUACUGAAAUUAAUAAAGCUAAUUCAGUAAUAUUCAUUAAUUUCUGUGGGUUUAUUCUGAGUAAAGCUUGUUGAAUACCACCCAAGGGAAAUUAAAUUAGAGAUGCCAAGUGAUUUGGUCAAGGUCAAACCAAAGGUAGAGGAAAGAUCUCAAACUGGUGCUCAAAAAAUUGUAGACCUGGUAUAUAAUAUGGCCAAUGCAUUUUGACUUCUAGUAUUUUCAGGGGUAACAUUAAUUUUGCAUUGCCUUCUUCCAAUGGCAACACUGAUCUGAUAAAACAUCAUUUGAAAAAAAGCAUAUGAAGAAUGAACAGCUAGAGAACUUUCCAUUGGAAAAAAGUGUGAGAGUGUAAGCUGAAUAUGGGUGUAAUCGGCGUAUUACACCCCAUAAUCAACUUCCAAUUUUAAGAACACCAAUUUAAGGUGUUCUUGCCUCUUCUUUUUAUUUUCCUAUUCUUUGGGCCAACUCCUAUUUUCUUUUUUGCUUGUUAAAGCCACCCAAUGUUAUAUUUUAUUUACUUAUAAUAUUUAUGAAUUGCUUUUCCUCCAAAGGACCUUAGGACAAAGUACAAAACACAAAAAGAAAAUAUAUCAGCCAUCAGUUAAAAAAUAUUAAAACCCAGUGCCCUAUCUACCUAUUUUCAUUGUCUAUUUCUACCAUUCUGAAAAUGCACCCAAAAAAGUAAUCCAGGUUUCAAUGUCUUGUUUAGUCUGAUUCAUCCUACUUAUCUUUGAUUUUUUUAAAAAAAAUCAAAAUCCAUUAGCAUUGUAUAUAAAAUAUUGUGUCUACCGACAUCUCAGUAACAGUGCGAUGAAUCUUUCCCACAGUAAAUCAAAACAACAUACAGAGGCAAGGAACAUUUAAUUUGACUUACAUAAUUAGCAAGCAAAACAGUUUUUCUUGAGCCUGUACCUGGAACUUUACAAAACAGUUUCUGUGCAUUUGCUUGCAGAUACAAUUUUUCUUGAACUGUGCAUGUACUCAUGCAGAUGUGGAAAUUGUUGUGCACCCAACCAAAUCAUGUGUGUGUUUGUCUAUGACAACUUGCAUGAAGUAGCCUGCUUGUAUAAUCUACAUCAGUUUGUGCAACUUGUUUUUAUGAGGGGAAAGAAGUUCCUCAUGUGCAAAAGUUGUUGGGAAAAACAAGGGCCCUUGAGGCAUUCUGCAGACUUUCCAUAGAUUUCUGAGAGCACAGUGAUUGUAAUGCAAAACAGAAUAGUGUGCAGAAAUAAAGGGAGAGGUUUUCUACAUCUCUUAACAGCCCUUGCCCAUUAUCAAUUCAAGCAGGAAUGUACCCCUGGUAAACAUAUAGUGUCAGAAAUUUAUCAAGUUUGGCAUGCCCCAUUAAGUCCUCACUGUGUUUUAGACCCUCUGUAACUAUCACUGGCAUAAAAAUCAGUGACUGUAAUGGAAAAUGAGACGUCUUUCAAACAUUGUGUCUCUUGGCAACGCAAAACCAAUUAAAGCCAAUUUAUAAAAUUGUAAAACUUUUCCUACAUGGGAUAGUGAGUCAGACCUCUUGUAUUCAAAUCAAGGGGUCCUUUGGAAUAGGCCAUCCCAAAUGUUUUCUCAAUUCUGUUGCAAUUCCUUAGGCUGCCAGUCAGUUGAGAAUGUGAUAAAUACGGUACCGUAAAUACGACCUGCAGCAUCUAAAAUAAACUAGUGUUGAUCGAUACGUCCUUGAGAGAACCACUUCUGUUCUUCUAACAGUCACAGGACUGUUGGAAUUGUCCUAAAAGAAGUGAAUGGAGGAGAAAUUUGAAGUAUUUAUUGCAUGAGGAUUUUGUUUGUUUGAUUCAUAUCCUGCCCUUCAUUACAUGUGAUCUUUGGGCAAGUCGCAGCAAUUAAAUGCACAAUGUGUAAUUACACACGGAGAGAAUGAUGCUGUUAUUGACUAAUGACAAAAGGGAGCAUCCCCCAGGACCAGGGGAAAGUGUACAAGAUGGGCACACCAUACUGUCUCUUGCACACACUGCACACAAACAUCUCUCCUUUUCUCAUAGACCUCAAUGAUAUGCCUUCCUUCCCCACCCCUACCCCUUACAGACUACUAGGGCCAAGCAAUAUCUGGUUUUCAACAUUGUGAUAUAUCACCAGCUUAACAUUCCAAUAUACCAAUAUAUUACAAUGCCUGAAAUAACGAUAGAGCUGUGUAGUGGCUUUGGCUGGCUUCAUGGCUUUCCCUGUAUCGUGAUUUUUUGCCAGCACCUACUCUUGUGAUUUGCUGCCCCUUGCAUGAGGCAGGGGUAAGCUGAGCUGGCAGAGUUAACAUGGGAGGCAGGAAUCGAGAGAAGCGCCAGCUGGCUUCACGGUUUUUCCACAUUGUGAUUUUUGCGUAGCCCAUGCACACAGACACAUCACGAUAUAUUGUCAGGUCGAAAAUUGUGAAACUGUUAUCACGAUAUGGACUUCAAAGCGGUUUUGGAUGAUAUAUUGAUAUAUCACCCAACCCUACAGACCACCUGUACAGUGUGGUGUAGUGGUUAAGAGCGGUAGUCUCGUAAUCUGGGGAACCAGGUUCGUGUCUCCGCUCCUCCACAUGCAGCUGCUGGGUGACCUUGGGCCAGUCACACUUCUUUGAAGUCUCUCAGCCCCACUCACCUCACAGAGUGUUUGUUGUGGGGGAGGAAGGGAAAGGAGAAUGUUAGCCGCUUUGAGACUCCUUAAAGGGAGUGAAAGGCGGGAUAUCAAAUCCAAACUCCUCCUCUUCUUCUUCUUCUUCUUCUUCUUCUUCUUCUCCGUCUUUCUCUGCCCAAUUGCAUCUCUCCCUCUGACAGAUGACACAUAGACACAGCCCCCACAUACAUUGCUCUGUCUCUCUCUAGCUAAGCACAUCUCUCUUAAUCACAGAGCAUACCUGAGCACUCCAAUUCAGAUAAGCCCCUCAGGAAUACACAAAGGUCACCAACCUGACCCCUGUGAGCUUUCGUGCACCCUAGCUAGGUGAGUAGCCAUAUAUAUAUAUAUAUAACGUGGCACUGAUGGAAUCUUAGGCCCUACAGCUCAAAUAAACUGUUCCCUCCUCUUUGUGGAAUGUUGGUCAGCGCUAUGAUCAAUUUUCUGUCCAGGACUACACAUACAUUAUCCCAACUACUCUAUACACAUGCCAUUGGAUCAGGGCACUUAACAAAGUGGGCAAAAUCAUUGCACUCUAUUGGCUGGCAGCUGCAGCUUUCUAAGUUUUCCUAGUACCAAAUAUAUUAAGUAGACAGGCUUCUACUGAUGCAGCCAGUUCCCCAGAGGUUGAAAUGGAAUUCACAUUGCCUCAAGACUUCCCUCUGUAAUUUUUGCUCUGUGCCCAGCUGCUGUGAGUUAUAGUGAUUACUGCCAGUGCAGCAAUGCUGCCAGUAUGCUCCUGCAGCAGUACAUCAUAGAUUGGCUCGGGAUGCCAUUGCAGUGUACAGGCCAUGGCAUUCGACUGCAAACAGCCUUUGCUGUAUUUGCAAGAUCAGCAGCUCAUGUUAGCCUGCAAAACAGCUGGGAGUGAAUGCAGACAUAGUCUGUAAAAUCUGGACUAGAAUAAGAUUCUGAUGGAGCUUCUUUGCCUCCAAACUUAACGAGGCUUUGAUCUGUAGUUUUGCUCUGCACCCUAAGUGCAGAUACUCCCUAAGUUUUGAUGCAGAUUGUAUCGGCCUUGUUCUUUUUUAUCGGCUGAAUCUAUUCUGGCCACAAUAAAUUAUUUCCAGGCACAUUUGAAAAGGACAGUGAAUGCCUAGUUAUGAAAAUGAUGCCUCUAGAGAAGAUGACAGGCUGAACCUUCUGCAUCAGAGCCCUUGCAUUUUGUGUCCUCUCAUCUAUUUCGGGUCUUCAUUUGCCUAAUUACUACUCUGAGGCUGGCAAAGAUUUCCCCUGCAGCGCUCAGCAGCUCUGCUGACUGCAGAGACCCUACCUGGCACACAAUUUAGUGCGUCAGCAUUCUAGAUAGAAAUGAAUGAAAAAUCAAUCAGGGCAACUGCAGUGGCAGCACAUGCAACUCUAACCUACUUUGUGCAUGGUUUUCAACAUUUCACUGUAGACUCUAAAAUGGUAAGUGUGUACCUGAAAUAAAGUAUGCCUUUAUUGGUCAGCCUCUAUGCUCCUUAGGUUUGACGAAGACAUUACACCCUAUGCUAGUGUGUGUGUGUGUGUGUGUGUGUGUGUGUGUGUGUGUAAUACAUACUAUAUCGGAGAGAUAUAGAACAUGAUUGUUUAAAGAAAAUAAAUAGAAUAAAUUCAACAAACCAAAGUCCACUAUGCAUUUAAGAAUCACAACCAUUGCUUAUUUUAGCAUUUGGAGAAGAUGAUUGCGUUAUUUCAAUUCUUAUUAUACUUUUAAUGGACAAAGUUAUUCAACUGCAAGCCUAUCUCAAUUAAGCAUCAGUUAAUAGUCUCUGCAGCUAACUCUCUAAUAAGAGGAUUAACUUUAAAAUGCUGCUUGAAAAGUCACUCACUGCUAACUUUUCAAGCACAGUGGGUUAAAUUUUCAUAGAGCAAUGAGAAAAUGAUGGGCUGUAACAAGUUGUGCAUUGCAUCACUGUUAAGCUUUCCAAAUUUCACCAGCUUCUUUGUAUGUGGUACUCUUACAGUAAAGAAGAUUCCUGAGCUAUAAAAGAUGAAGAGUCUACUUUUCCUGGUGUUGAUUUCUUUCUGCUGGGCUGAUCAUCAUGCUGCCAACUUCACACUGGAGCAUGACAGAAUUAUUCACAUCCACGGUAAGUUAAAAAAGGAAUUUAAGCUGCACUUGUGAUGUUAUGCUGAAAUUUUAUGACUUGCAUCUUUUUUAGAAAAGAUUAGAUAGCUUGCUGCUGUGCUGCAUUAUUGUACUCUGAGCAAUUAAACCUGCUUUUAAAUCUGAAAUGCAUUUUUUUCAGUGUGCAAUCUAAUGACUAUUUCUGAGACAGAAACAGUAUUUGUUAAAAUAAGAGUGCAUGCAUAUUGAAAGAAGCAAGCAAGCAAUUAGUUUAGCCAGAAUAGUAUUGGCCUUACUGCAGAAAAAAUAUGAUCUAAAACACAUCAUAUAAGCAAAGACUUCCCUUUCACAGGUAAAUGACUGGUUAUUAAGACACUGUAUUGAAAAAUGAGGCAUCAGUUGAAAACUCAAGCAGUAUAAAAAGUGACUUACCUCAACAAAUAGAUGCUUUUUUCCCAUAGCUUUCACUCAUAUACAGUGGUAUGUUGUCCCUCUGCAUAAUCGUGUAUAUCCAUUUGAAUUCUAAAGCUUUCAGCUGGCUGUAUGAAGCUUUGAGGCUGCAGUGCAAUGCAGCUGUUUUUCAGCUCCAGUUUUAGCAGUUGAGGGUCAUCCUGUAUGAAGCAAGCCAAAACAUUUAUUUAUGCAAAAAUGACAGGCAGAAUAAAAUACAUCUAUAGCUUCUUUCAUUUGUAUACAUCCAAUUUUGACAACUUAAAUAACGCAGCCCAUGGGUGCCAUUUAAAGUUUGGAGGUUCCAUGCUACUUAAAAAACAACAACCAAAAAAUCCCCACAGUGUUUGCACUUUUUAUAAACACGCACCACACUACAUUUUGACACCAAGAAGGGUUUAGCAUUUGCAGUUCUCUCAGUGAAGAUUUCAGGAGCCGAGAGUCUCCAGGCACCAGACACUAUCUUCAAGGUCAAAAAAGAAAUUGCACCGGAUUGGUGUGGUAAUGGAAAGUGACACUGGAAAGGAGUGCAAGAUGAGUGGUUAAAAGAAGGUGUAAAUCAAAAUACAAUAGCAAUGGCCUUUUUAGUGUGUAUUAACUGGUUCAUUCUGAAGAAUUUAGCUCUUUCCUUUGCAGGUGUUGUCUAGUUGAUAAUAUUUCUUUUUGGACCAUAACUUGAUAUCAGCACGUGCCUCUUGAGCAAAGGAAACUUUCUAAACACUUGAUGUAUAACACAUUUUUAAAUAUGUUGUUUUUAAUUUGUUAGUGUAGAUGUGUUACUUAUACCUCAGAGCAUGUCCUCACUAUGAACUUAAACCAUGACCUUCUCUGAAGGAAUUAGGGAAGAGGGAUAUAAUAAAAGGCUUUGCAAGUGACAGCACUUCUGUUUUAAUUCUGUCAGGAAACCUUGUUGCCUCUUUGCAACAUCCCUUUCAAGCAGCAAACUACUGCUGAACCCUUGGUUAGUAAUAAAGCACAAAAGAGCUGCUUCUGAAGCAAAGCUACAGCAGUUGGAAUUUAUCUGGUAGUAUUCCCAGUGACAGUGCACAGGUACAAAUACAGAACUUUCAGGGUGUCCAUAAAACUUUAGGUCUCACACCAUUCAGCCCCAAUCCUGUGGCUCAGUCUAUACCCUUCCCCCAUACAAAGGGCUUCUGAAAAAGAAACAGAGUGGUAGACUUAUUCUCCUUUUUAUGAUUAACUGUUCAUGGCUCACUUGUACACAUUGCUAACAUUUUAAGCUGCCCACUGACUAACACAGAGGUUUAGCUAAAUAAAAGAAUCUAUUAGGAGAACAUUGUAGCCUACCAGGAUUCUCAGGUACUGGUCUUUAAGAUAACCAAACUUGAAUAAGCACAUUUCAAAGGAAGACACCAGUGUGAAGCCACUGAAAUCCAAUUCAUCAAGAAUACCAGGCACUAUGGGUCUAAACAGAAACAAUGGUUUCCUGUCCAUCAAUGUUAAUUAACAACACUGUUAAGCAGAUUGUGUUAUUACUUAUCGUUGCUGUUGUGAAGGGACACGUCUUUAUUUUAAUUGAAUUGAAUGGACUCUGUGUGACAUUUUCUGCAUUGCAUUUCCCCCUGAACUUGCUGCUUACAAUCCAUGGGUGGUGUACCUGGAACUGAGGUUAACACUUUCUGUAUCUGAUGAAGUGGACACAAAAAUUCAUGCCAUUCACGCCAUUAAAAUGUGCUAAACUUCAAGGUGCCACUUGUUUGCUAAACAAAAAAAGGGUGUAAAGGGCAGCUUAACACUAGGCAACUAACCAAAAGGAAGUAGAUCUUAGUGGUAGGGAAUGUCAGAGGAUAAUCUAGGGGAGAGUAGCCUUGAACAGUGUGCUAAUAUAGGGAAGGACCUGCAUGAUCAGAUGCAAGAGAAGGCAGGGCUCCAGAUGUGGGGGAAUUAUGAACACUGAAUGUUGCAGCAGCACACAAGUGAAAUCUUCUCUGUAAUAAUUUGCAUCCCUCAGUUUUUAGCAUAUACCACUUGAUAAUUUCCCAAAAGUACUUCUAUAGUGUUGUAGAUUCUGAGAGGACUUUGUGACUAGGUUGUAGCCAGUGGUUUUUCACAGCAUAAUUACAAUUAUUGUGGGCUUUUGGGGGGGGUUGUUUUUUAAGAAAUUCAAGUGCCAGUGAGUAUUUAAUACCAAGGAUGGACAGAGCAAUCCUAUGGUCCAGGCAUGUCACAUGGCUACUAUGCAUGAGUAGGACCAGAUAAAAUAGUCAUGACCCAGUUCUCACCUUGCAAAGUCAACAGGAUGCCAACAGCUGCAGAAACCAAUGCUAAUAUAGCAAUCCCAACAGACAUUCCCACCACCAUCCAUCUUCUUCAAACUUUCACAGCUGGAAAGUAAAGUAGUAUGUGUGUGAAAGGGCUUUGCAAACAUCCCUGCUACAGAGGGCUAUGGCAUCAUGGUGGCAUCAGGUGAUUGACAGUUUGGCUGCCAAUCCCCCAGCACAGGGGGUAUAAAGAUCUGGUCCUUCCAUGAGAAAAGUUCCUCCAUCCCUCGUCUAAGGGGAAGGGGGGGAGGACUUUGGCAAGCUUUAAGGGGAAUGUAGGUUGGCAAGUUGUAAGGGUUGGAGACAACUUUGGUAAGGAGUGAGGGGACAGGAUGGCUUUGGCAAUGAGUAAGAAGAUGGGGUUUUUGGGUAGGGGUUGGGGUUAGAUGGGGUUGGCAAGCAAAGCAAAGUGAGCAGCAAUGGUAGCCCCUAGUUAAUGUUCAUUUGUAGAAAUGGGUGGGAUAGAUUUUUAAAACAACAACAGUCUGCCAUUUUACACAGUUUGCAGUUGCUAAACUGUGGAUGUGUUAAACAGUUAAAGGAUACAAUGUCUUUCUUUCCUCUUCCAUCUAUAUUUGUAUUUACAGAUAGGAUCAGUUUAAUUUGAACUCGGUCUGUUCCAUCUGACAUCUAGAUCUCCAGCUAAUGAGAGACUGUGUAUCAGAGGCCCCAUCUGGCAUUAAUCCUUACAACAAUAAUGUGGAGAGUGGGGAGGGAAGUCUGAUAUGCUUAGGAAUAGCAGCAUAGACAGAAAUAAACUAAGCAGACUGAAGAAGCCAAAUGAAUAUAAAAUGAUUUUGCUGACUGGGCAUCUGAUACCAAAAGAUUCUCAGUUCAGAAACAUGGCAAAAGAAAUCCCCACAAAAUUAAAAGCCGUGAAGCUGGCCUCCCAAGGGAGGCACUAGCACUUUCCAGGAGAGACACAACCUGCCAGUGUGUGCCUUUACCAAGACACGUGGUGGAGUGUUACACACUCACCAGACUUGAAAUACCUGUGAAUGGACUGUGUGAUCCAUUUCAAUGAGCACACUCUCUUCACUUGUCCUACACAGGAUGUCCUCUACUUGAAGAACCCCAGAGCAAUGUUGAGCUCAUCUUUUGAGCCAGGGCACAUCUAACAACUAACUGGGCUUAGGCUUCAGUGGCAAGCUAAGAAUUCUGCCUGCCCUGCACUCAUCUGCCCCUCUUUGGCACCCACCUCUCCUCAGCUCCCCUUCACCUAGAGUCAACAUUAUGAGGAGCCAUUUCCAGCCUAGAUUAAAAUGACUCUAGAAAUGCUCCUUAAUGACUUUGAGAACCAGGCACACUUACCUGGGAAUAAACUUCAUUUAAGAUGGGGAAAAUACAUCUGGGUCAUUGGGUAUGCCACUUAAGAUCAAUUUAUUCUGUUUUAUUUCAUGUUUUAUUUGUGAUCCCAAGUAACUCACAGUCUUUCAAAAAUUAAAAAUUAAAAUAGCUUCUGCAAGCAAAUGAGAAGAUUGGGUGUGGAAAGGUGAAUCAUGCAAUUUUACUUUGUAAGACCCAAUUUUCAGGACACUUUUUAUAUAUUAAGAAAAGUUCAGCUUUUUAUCAGACAGCAUCAGUUGUUCCCAAUCCUAGCAUGGUUUGCACAUCAUUUUAAGCUAUAGUUAAAUGAAAGUACUGGUGCACACUGCUGAAUUUUUAGGUGCUUCUCUGCUCCUACUAUGCUUCUGGGAACUUAGCCAUAGCCUGACUUAGCGUUAUAUCUGAACUCAGGUUUGUGAUGUCUUUCUUCAAACAAACCAUGAGAAGUAUCCAAGGUUUAUUCUUGGUUUAGUUUUCAUGGUCCAAGGAAAACAAACCACAAGCCCAGGUUUGGAUGUAACACUAAGCCAGACUAUGGCUUAGUUGACCGUGCAGCAGGAGUGGAGGAGGAGCGAAGCAGUCACAAUAUCAGCAGUGUGCACCAGCCUGCUGCAUGUUCACCUUUAGUUUUGUUUACCCGUGGUUUAAAGUCCCUCUAACCUGAAAGACCCAGGUUCAAAUCCCCAGAUAGCCACUAUCAGCAUAACCUACUUGUUGUGGGGAUGAGAAGAGAGGAAAGGUUGAAUCAUGUAUGCCACCUUGAAAUGUUGGUGGAAUUAUGAGAUAAAAAUAUAAUUGAUGGUGUUGACUAAUUUUGGGUAGAAAGUGCAUUGUACAUUCAUGCAAAAAUGUGAUGCCUGGAUAAUUUAGCCCAAACAGCAACCAUGUUAACUAAUGUACUUAUUUGAGCAAAUGUAAUUACUUUAGCCACACAAAAAUCAAUUGGACCCAAAACGGUUCAUGUUCAAGAACUAAAAAAACAACUUCCAGGCAGCUUUAAAUAUUAUGAUAAUAUUUGCCUCUCAGUAAUGCAAGUUUUUGUUGCAGAUGAAUAAGUAUUAUUUCAGGAUCCAACUGAGCUCAAUAUAACAGUCACAAUAUGCAGGACAGUUGAAAAUAAACAUUCAUUAAAUAGCUAACAUGGUCAUAUAUCUUUGAGCUUGGUACACAAAUGAAUUCAAUCAAAAUUACUGAUUUAUGCUGGUGCUGUCUUUCUGAAGCCAAAAUAAAUAAUAAACAAAAAUCCAAGUACUUUGGCUGCACUGGUCUAUAUAUGUCAAACAAUAGUGAUAAAAAGCAUAAGCAUGUUAUAAACUUAUGUGUAAGUUUUAUAAAAGCUUAAUUUUCAUGACUUCACCCAAAUAAUUCUAGGAAUCCAUGGUAAAAGGGAAUUAUCAUUAAACUAGUUUAAGGUUUAGAUCUACAUGAGAGUAAAACCCUCAUAAACAGUGAGACUUACCUUCAGGGUAGACAUGUAUGGGAUUGUGCAUAACUUGUGUCAGACAUGCCCUCUCAAGAGUUUCUGAGAGAAACGUUCUGUUUCCCCCUACAGGAUUAUUCCCAAAUGCAGCAGGUCUAGAUGUCUCAGGGAUGUGGAAGGUUCCUUUAUCUUAAGAAAAUGUGGACUGUAAUGAAAACUACAAUUACCUAGCAUAGUGUUUAUAUAAAAAAUAUAGAUUCAUUUCAUGUAUAGACUAUUAAAAGUUUUUGCCCCAUAUCAUUUGUCCACCAACAAUCUAGAAGUGUUUGGGAAACUUUAUAUCUUAUCUCAAAGUGUGACAGUUUUCAUAUCAGCUUGUCUCUUUUAUAUACGUCGAACAUAAAUAUGGGUUGAAAUUUUUUUUAUGCAAAGCAGCAAUCCCUGGAGCUUUUAAUUUGUCACGUUUCUUGUAGCACAGUCUUUUCCUCAGAUGCUAAAAAUUUCAUUAACCCAAAUUGUUUUGUAAGUAUAGCAGUAAAUAAAUAUAUGUGACUUCUGCUUCUCUCCCCCCCCCCACCAAAAAACCCCAUGUCAUCCAUGGGCAUGCAUGGGUACAAGGAAUGAAGAACUGCAGAAUUGCUCAUCUUUUUGAAACCAGUCUGAACACUUUGUAGUCUAAUUCCCAGACAUAUAUCAUGUUGCUUUCAUUCCUUAUUCCCAUCAAAUAUACUUUUCCUGCUGUUUUAUUGUUUCCUUGCUAAUCUGGUGUGCAGAUUUCUAGCCUCUCUCUCUGUAACUGAAUAUGGAACACUAUUUAAGUGACUACCAGCUUUAGAUGCCUCCCCACUCCAGGUCCUAAAUCGGGAAUGUGGAACUUGUUGUUCUCCAGAUGUUUGGACUAUAAAGCCCAUUAUCCCUUACCAUUGCCCGUGCUGGCUAGGGCUGAUGCGAACUGUAGUCAAACAAUAUGUGGAACGCCACAUGUUUCCCAUCCCUCUCCUGAAUUAAAAAACUUUUUCCUGGAGUCAGUUUCUCAGUGGUACAUGUGAGAGCCACAUGUGUGUGCUUUUUCCUCCUUAACAAAAACACUUCCUUUUCAACCAUUUUCAGGCUGCAGUGAGAUCACCAUUUCUUUUACAGCAUGAGGAUGUGUGAUGAUUCACUGGCUUGUCUUCCCCAGUAUAUGUAAUGCUAAGAGACAGUUGUAUCUACAGCCAGGGUUUUUGUUUUCUUUGCAAAAUAUGUAAGAGAACAGGGAUCAAAAGGGCACUGGAGGAGAGUUACUCUACCAGCUGGGCUGUGUCAUUUUCAGCUUUGGGUAUACCACUGUUAUCCCCAAGGCAGAAACAUGAUUCACAAACUACCAAGGUUUUUGCAAAGAACUAUUGCCCAACUCUUCUGAACAUGUUGACAUGCCAGUCACCAAAAGUUUGAAAUCUGUUAUAAGGCAUAAAUAAAUCCUAUGCUAGUAAUUGUCAAUACAUGAAGUUUGAAACAGAAGAAAGAUCUGUUGAUUGGGUCUGUUUUGGAUGUGUUUCAAAAUAGUUGCGCCCCGAGGCCCCCAAGCCCUUUCCCAAGUAAAUAACUUCACACUGACAUGCAAUUUUGGUUUAGGUUAAUGGGCAAAAUUUAGGCCACAACUUUAUUGAUUACAGAAAAGUGAGUGGUGUUGGCUUAGGCAUUGACAACAGACUGUCUCCUGCCUCUCUGGCUGGUAGUCUGAAAGGGUAAGCACCAAACUAGGGAGCAACACCAAUGAAUAUCAACCGAAGCUCACCCCGGGGUUCCUGUGGUCCUGGCAUGGCCCCAGCCCCUCAAGCAGACUUCGGAUGAGAUCCAGGACCCCCCAGAUUCCUUUUACCCUUAUUCAUGGAGGGGCAGGUGAUGGCCACACCUCCCCUCCCACACACUUCGUUAAGCCAAUGCCUAACUGCCAAACCGUGCCUCAGCCACAUCACACUGCCACUUUUAUAGACCCUCACCAAUCACACCACCUGCACUGAUUGGCUCAAACGGCCUGGUGUGAUUGUGGGGCCAUACCGAAAAGGCCUGGGCUACGCCCAGCAACUUCAACCUGGUGGUGGUUGUGUCAGGGGCCCGUGCGCAACCAGGACCCUUGUUAAAGAGGAUCCCAUUUACUUAUUUUUGUUUGUUUGUUUAAAAUAUUUCUAGUCUAUUCUUCAUUACUAAAAUCAAUCCAAAUAAUGAAAACCAAGUAGUGGGGUAGGAGAGAUGGGGGGAAAGCACACAUCUGGCAACCAAUGUGCCCCUUGGGUUUCAGAUAGUUGUGGGUAGACCACUCUAAAAAGCCCAGGACACAAAUUUUCAUGGCCCUUUAGCAGCUACAGUGCUCAUUUAUCAGAAGUAAUGUAUUUAGCAUUAACUCUGGACGUGUAUGCUCGAUUCUGAUCAAACUAAGCUUCCUAGAGCAGAUAUUCUGCCACUGAGCUAUGACCCUUACCCACAAAACCACUUUUAGUCCUGUGUCAAGCAAUGAAAUUACAUUCAUAUAUAAAAAAAUCAGGAUUGCAAAAUGCAUGGCAGUGGAAGACUUACUAUGUAAUUAUAAUAUGAUAACUAUGUAUGGAAAUGACACGUUGCUGUCCUGCUACUGCUUGUAUCAGGGGAAGUGCUGUAGGCAUACAAUGGUCUUUCUCCUUCCGAACUCAGUGGUGGAGGACACCUUCCUUGCUUAGCCACCCAAAACUUUGUCAAUGAAUUGGAGCCAUUAAAUUUGGAUGAAAAAGCAAGCUUCAAAUAAAUGCACUCCAUAUAAAUGCACUUUACUUUAUACCAUCAAAAAUUUAAUUUUAUGCAAGGUUAGAGUGAUAGUCAGUAUUUCUCAUAGGACUAUAUUGUUUUACAUUAAGCUCUAAAUAUAAGCAAGCAAUUGAACAAAGCAUAAGAGUUCUGUGCCUUUGCAUGCUAUGUACAAAAAGUUGAUUUAAAAGUCCAUGUCCUUGAGCCUAAUACAGCACCCUAGAUGGUGAUCUACUGCUAAUGCAGACCACUUGGAAAAGACAAAUUGUUUUGGAUAGGCCAUUUUAUCUACACUUGUAAUUGCCCCUUAAUUAAAGGUUAAGGACUGUCAUUUGUAUAGAGAGGGGGAGGAAUUCUCAGUAGGAAACCCUGAAUGGGACUUCUUUGACUACAAAUGAGAAGUUCUCUGAGAUGCUCUCUUUAUUACUAUGUGUUAUCAUGCUGAAGCAUUUGUGUCAUGUAUUCACUAGUCACAUUGCUGUGCCUCAGUUUACUCAGAAGUAAAGGGAGAUCAAUGCCUAAAUAGUAUAAGCACAGUAUAGUGGUUUGUUUGUUUUUAAAGGACUUUUGUAUUUGGCUUGCUGUGUAAUGUGUGACUUGCCUCACUGCUUUAGUCAUUUGGAACCAUCUGCCUGCACACACAUUUAGUUUCCACUUUAUCUUCAUGACAUAUCUGAGUCUGGAAUCUGCUAUCCCCAGUAUUGUGCAGCUGGCAUGUAUGUUCCUAGACCAUGAGUGGCUCUCUGUAGCUCUCCAGAUAUUAAUGAAUGACAACUGCCAUCAUCCCUGAUCAAUGACCUUGCUGACUGAGGCUCAUGGGAACUGAAGUCUAACAAUGCUUGGAAAGAUCAUAGGCUGCCCACCCUACACCCCACCCCCACAACCAUGCACAGGAAUGCCGCCUUUUAAAUUUGUGAAAUGUAGGAUGGAAUGCCAAACUAAUCAUUGUUUCUUUUCUUCCAAAUAUGUGAUCAGAAAAUGGACCUCGCCUCCUUGUGGAAGCAGAUCAAACAAAAAUCUUCUCACAACGGGGUGGCAAUGUCACACUGCCAUGUAAAUUUUAUCGUGACCAUGGAUCAUCUGACUCGGGAUCCCAUAAAAUUCGGGUCAAGUGGACCAAACUCACCUCAGAUUACCUCAAGGAAGUGGAUGUCUAUGUUGAAAUGGGAUAUCACAAAAAGAGCUAUGGGAAUUACCAAGGAAGAGUUUUCCUGAAGAAAAGCACUGAAAACGAUGCCUCCCUUGUAAUCACAAAUAUAAUGCUGGAGGAUUAUGGGAAAUACAAAUGUGAAGUGAUUGAAGGUUUAGAAGAUGACACAACUGUCGUAUCUCUGGACUUAGAAGGCAAGUAGUCCUGGAAUUGCUGGUUGUUGUUGUUGUCAUAUUUCUUAUCUACCUUUCACCAUUAAGGUCCCGGGGCAGGUUAAAAAUACAACAUAAUAUAAAAUACAAUAUCAAAAUCAGAUAUAUGUGUGUCUUCAGCUUAUGGUGAAAGCUAUACAAUGAAGAUGACAGACACACCUUUUGGAGACAAUGUUUCACAGCUUACAUACAUAGAGCUCUUUAGAAAAUUUACAACUUUAACUGCUGCUAAAUCCCCCUACUUCCACACCAGUGUGCCAAUGUAUAUCAAAAGCCCUGAACUACCUACUUCAGAAAUAAUAUCUGCAAGGGCAGAUAUCAUGAACUACAUCACAUGCAGUUUGGUUCUUAGUCAAGCAAGGUUAUGUCACUUUCAUUAACUGGCUUAGAUCUAAUGCAGCAAGAGAUUUUGUAGGGAUGCAUUUGAUGUAUGCCAUUAUGUACAAAUAUUCAUGCUGCAACAAUCCAGGUAAUUUUGCAAGUGCCACAACAUUCUCUGUCUUGCAGUUUGCAGGCUAACAUGUCUGCCAUUCUGAUUUUAUUUUUUUUUUCCUCUUAGAAAAUAUUAACUUUGAAUCUGCUUCCCAAUAAAUAAACAAAUAAACAAACAAACAAACAAACAAACAAAUAUCCACUAAAAGUUGACAUGAAAUUAAGGUGACUUGUUUUAUUUAGCCAUGAAAUUAUCUGUUGUCUUUAAAGAAACAGAAAACACACACACACACAAACCCACAAGGAAUUUAAGCAGCUACAAGUUCUCUGUACAUGUUAAUGUUGUGGCACAUUUCAUUUUCUGUUCUGUCAACACAAGUUAGUUAUAAAUCAUUUUAGUAAUAGUUUUGGAUUUGUCUGUGAUGAAAUCAAGUUCAUUUUUAAGGGAGUGUCUUUUGAUUUGUGUGGUGAACUCCGCAAUUACAGGAAAGUAAGUUAUUUCUCUCACUUUGUAUCUAUCUGGUCCACCAGCUGCAACAAGGUGUGUUCAAGCCAUAAACACGUUUAAGUUGCCACAUAACUGACACUGAAGAAUACACGAUUGUGCACAAAUGGCUUCUCUAUAUAAUGCUUUUAAAAAAUUACUUUUUCAGUCCUGUUCUGGUAUCCAUUCAUAUUUAUCUCUGUGUUUUACUUUGUGUCCCUUCCAAAAGAGACUAAGGCUGCAAAAGCCCCAAAAAGGAAUGAGAUGGAAGCUGGUGGGCUUCUAAGAAUUUUAAGCUCUCUUAGUCCCCUGCCAUGCCCCCAAACCACAGCAUUAUUUAGACAUGCUUUUGAGCAUGCUUAGACCUUACCCUCCCCAUUACCUACAAUUUCUAAAAGAUUUAAAAAUCCAAAGCCCAUAAAUUCCUUCUGCCCUGCUGGUAGAGCCAGGUAGGAUAUUAAAUGAGACAAUCAAACCACAUUUCUCCUAAGGCUUGUAGCUGAAGUCACCAUAUUUGAGAUAAAAAUGACCAUAGGUUUAUAAAAAAGCACAUAUAUAUAUAUAUAUAUAUAUAUAUAUAUAUAUAUAUAUAUCUGGUUUGAUCUAGAAAAAAGGGCCUCAUUCAAUUAUAUGGCAAUCAUACUUUCCUCUCUUCUCUUUACAUUCUACAGGAAUGUUUAACUUCUUGCCAUGGUUAUGGAAAUUUACACUUGAAAAUGCAAAAGAGUCCCUUUAGAACAAUUCAGCAAAGCAUUAUCUUUCUUUUAGAACAAUUGAGUUUCUUUCCUACAUGACACUUGCACACAGUCUUCAGUUGCCUGAUGGAACAAGUGUAACCGCUGAUGAAACUGUGAAUCAAUAAGACAGUUGUCCCUAGAUAAUGGUCUUAUUGGAUGAUGCUUGGCAGAUUGACAAAAACAUUUAUUUCCAGGAAUGUCUCUAAGCUGGACAAAACAGUUUUUCAUUUGUAUGUAACUUCACUCAGAAACCAUAUUUGUCAUAACAAUGACAUCUACUCUCUGUUUCAAGGGGCUUCCUUCUCCUGGUGCUAAUUUUUUUGUUUGUAAGCUGCUUUAUAGAUCCUGGCUUUGCGAAUUCCCCGAAUUCCCUGAAUUUGUGGAUUCCCUGGGAUAGCCCUGCAAGUAAAGCCAUUGUGGUGCCCUCCAAAUGGUGUUGGACCACUGUUUCCACCAUUCUUGACGAGGCCAUGCUAGAUGGGGCUGAUGCGAGCUGUAGUCCAACAACAUAUAGUUAUCAUAUCAAUGAGGGGGGCGGGAUCUUGUAGAUACAGCACUAAUAAAACUUCAAAGUUUGUUCUGGGAUGGGAGAACCUUGGAGAAGGAGGGAUCAUAUCUUAGAGUUGGGGCACAUGCUUAUCAUUCCGAAGGUCUCUGGUUCAGUCCUUGGCAUCUCCAGCUAAGAGAAUGAUGUAGCACUAAAGUGACAGAAAUCUGCUAGAGACUGUGCAGAGCUGCUACCAGUCAGGGUAGAUGACACUGGACAAAUAGUUUUAAGGGGUUUAGGUCACCAGAAGAGCACAUGCAUUUCAUACAGAAGGUCAUGGAACCAAGCCCUAACAUCCUCAGGAAGGGCUGGGAAAGAUGAGCUCCUGCCAGUUGGUGGAGAAUGCCCUGGAUUGACCAAUGAUCUGACUCUAAGGCAGUUUCCUCUUUUCCUGACCUUGCUUCCUGAAUGCAGCUGUGGGAGAGCAAUGAAUUAUGGUGUGAGAUUUUUUAAAAAUCACAGUAUUACAGUAACAUCAAUUGGAAAAAUGCUUGUUAGGCAAAUAUGCAUGCCAGGUUAAGAUGGUUACACUAUGGUGGACUGCAGCAAGCUCUACUGUAUCCCAUGUUGACUCUGGCUAUGAGAAGUCUGACAUUUUUGUUUAGACUAGCACCAAAGGAAGCCAAUUUCUUUACUCUGGCUGAGGCUAGCCACUUUUUUUCCAUGUGGACUUAUGGUACAGGAAAUUUAAGUCUCUCUGUAAAUACAGACCCGUUAUUCUUAAAACUGAUAAUUGACUGCAGUGUUAACUCAGCAACUCCAGCACCCUUUGCAACUGUCACAGUUAAAAUCCUAAAUCUAAAAUUUGUCCUUAGAAAAUGGUAUCUAUCAAAGCAUAUUGAUUUCCACAACACAGGCUUCUCAGAAUGCAGGAAUCAAUGUUAAGUGGAUAUCAAACGUCUCUAUGUGACUGUUCUUUGCUCCAGAAUAUCUUCUGCCAGUAUUUUGGAAGAAGUAAAUGGAUGUCACUGUAUGCAGCUGGUAACCUGAGCCUCCAAAUGAGAGAAAGAUGGAAUUACAUGACUAUGGGAAAAAUAGCCUUUUCUGUUGGCUGGGUCUUCCAAGCUGAAGAGAAGUGUUCCUCAGCAUUCAGAUUUUGGCAGAGCUUUGGAUAGGGCGCAUGAAUAUUUAUUAGCUAAGUCUUUGGCUUAGUAGACCAAUAUUCAUUCUAUAGUGAAAAGCAGAUGUUAGAUAUUGCUCUCCAGUGGUACCUAAUAGCACUUCAUUGUCAGAGAGACUCAGCUUAUUUUUUUAAAAAACACACAUUUAAGAAUGCUAGAUCAUUAACAUCAACACUGUGCUGAAUAACUGCAAUAAGUGGUUUUUUGUACAAUACACUGGAUGACCAGAAACAUCAAGUGACAACAGCAGUUGGGGAAAUGUUUGCAUUUUAUAGAUGAAUAAGUUAUACCCAAUAUAUCUUAUUUAUCCAUUUCUUCCCUUUGAAAUACUGCUCUAAAUAAUCACCUUUUGAGCCUUAGUACCUUAGAGGCGUACUUGAAGAAGACUCAACAAUUUCAGUUGGUCCAAAAUACAGUGGCCAGAUUACCAGCUGGUGCUGCUAUUAGAACCCAUAUCACCCCUAUUCUAAAAGAACUCCAUUAGGUGCCAGGCCAAAUUUCCAGGCCCAAUUCAAGAUGCUUACAGUAAUGUUUAAACUCUCAAAUUAUUUAGGCCCCCCCAAAAUCUGAAAGAUCACCUCCUUCCCUACAAACCAUCCUGGUUGUUAAGUUCAGUAGAGAGUCCCUUUUUAGUUCCACCUCCAUGGACAGCUAUGAGUCUAAAAUUACUCCCAGGCUGUGCUCCUGGUCCUUCAGGGGCACAGGUACCCCAUUCAGGACCAGGGAGUCCCACACACCUGCCUGCCCCCUGUCCGCCCAAAACAGUACUUCUGUCUUGUCAGGAUUCAACCUCAAUCUGUUAGUCGCCAUCCAUCCUCCAUCCUCUAUCCUCCAACCACCUCCAGGCACUCACACAGGACACAUUCACCGCCUUCAUUGGUUCUAAUUUAAAAGAGAGGUAGAGCUGGGUAUCAUCCGCAUUCUGAUGAACACCCAAGCCAACUCCCCUGGUGAUCUCUUGCAGUGGCUUCAUAUAGAUGUUAAAAAGCAUGGGGCAGAGGACGGAACCCUGAGGCACCCCACAAGUGAGAGCCCAGGCACUGGAUUUAUCUUUGUCAUCCCAUGUUUCAGUAGUUCUCCAAGGAUGGUUUGAAAGCUUCAGCUGGCACAGAAUGCUAUGACUCUUUUUUUAACAGGACUGAGUGACACCUAACAUUUCCCUUCUAUUUUUGGUUCAGCUGCCCUGGCUUCCUUUCUGGGUUGUUGCAAGUUUUAAUAUGUGUUGCUAGGUCUUAAAAUGUCUUAUUAUUGAUACAUGUUUUUACAGUUUAAUUUUUAAUUGUACAUAAUUUCAGAUGCCAUAUUAAGGGCAUAGAAUAGGAAUAUUGUAAAUAAACAAAUACACUUUGUAAAUACAGAAAUAGGCUUUGUUUUAAUUUGAGCAUCUUCAGAAAAAUAGGCAGAAUUUUUAAAUGUAGACAUUGAUUCCAGUACAUAGGCUCUGCUUUCAGUUUGAAUUAAUUUUUCCUUUAAAGAAGGAAGUGGAGGAAGGUAUCUUUCACAGAAAUGCUGCAGACCUGUUUACUUGGGAAAGAUGCCAGUUUGGCUUUUAGCCCUGAAUAUGAACUAACUAUGCUUUACAAAAAUAUAACUAGAAAAUUUUAAACAGUUACUGUGUAAAUAUGAAUGCCUUGUUCCCACUGUACCAUUUAGAAUAUGGGCACAGAGUUAGUUAGCAAUGUAUUUUUCCUUUCUAACUCUUUGCACUUUAGUUUAUUCUAAAUUAUUCUCAAGGGGAGGGACUUCAUAUGUAUUUGUUUUAGAUUGUUCUCUGCAUUCCCACAAUGCACUGCUGUGCAUUUGACAUAAGAACCUGCCCUAAUACUGAGACUAUAAGAACAUUCAAAAAAUUCUGGAUCAGGUGAAAAGGUCCAUUUAGUUCAGGACCUUGGCAGAAAUUCAACAUUGCACUGAGGCGAUCGUUUCUCCAGGACAAGCAUUUUGGCUUGCCAGAUGGAACGAUCCUGUCUAUUUUCAACCCCUGACCCCCGAGCCAAUUUAAGGGGGGGGGGAGUAUGGUUUGCAGGGUGUGCAUAUGCAGGCGUAGAAGAGUAAGGGAAAGCCCCACUGAGCAAGCAGAAGCCCUUCUGCAGUGCUUCAACAGAUGGGACUUGCUAGCUGAAUCCUGCCCCUUGUAUUGAAGAGUGCUUAACUCCCCUGUUCAGCUAGGAAACUCCAAAAAGGGCUUCCCCACCAGCAUCUGGCGUUGACUUCCCUCAAUAAAUCUUCAUAAAAACAGUUUGAGGUCACAGUGGAGGGAAAAACCCAAGUAAUCAUUCUCCAUCUAACCUACCUUUGAUGCUAACCCAGCAGCAGAAUGGUCACAGAGCCAUAAGCCGGGAGCACACAUGCACAUGCCUUGGGGCUAAGCCAUUGUUUACUUUAGUGUGUGAUGUGUGAACCAAGACAUCCAGUUGCUGUUCAGAGAUACAGGUUUCAUGUAGCUACAGUAUCAGAGCUAACAACCACUGAUAUAUUUGCUCCAUAGAGAUGGUCUGAAAGGUGCAACAUGAAACAAUGCUUUAUGUGAUAACUGUUCAUUAUGACCCAUACCAAAGAACAUGUUUGCCCAGUUCUCCAUAUGUUGUUGUUGUUGUCGUCGUCGUCUAAAUGAAGCAGUCCCUCUGCCAACUUGAUUUCCUUUGCUCUUCUGGAUAUUCCCUAGGUUUCUCCAUUUUGGUAUGCUUGCUCUGUGGAGAAUAGAACUGAUCAAUGAGGGUAAUGUUUCUAAUUGGUGAUGGCCCACACUUGAGAAUAGCAUGCGGGAUUGGUGGCAUUCCAACAGGAAAGGGUGUGAUUCUGUCUGAUCUGAGAGAGAAGCCUUCUGUCUGCAGAGACAGGCAGAACUCUCAGACUAAACAGCUCAUUCGCUGACAGCCAAUAUCUCCAGAUAUAAAACUUAACAGGUUGCUCUUUUGGCAUCAUAUACAUGUAACUCUCUCACCACCAUAACCCCACACUUCCAGCAAAUGUUUCUUGCACCUCUUCUGAUGAUAUUCAUGUGUGAACACACACGUUUAAAAUUAUAGUUAAACCAUUCAUUUCACCCACUUCUAUUUUAUUUUCUCUCUCAGGCAUUGUUUUCCCUUACUUCCCACGACUGGGUCGUUACAACUUAAACUUCCACGAGGCUCAGCAAGCCUGCCUGGACCAAGAUGCAGUUAUUGCUUCGUUUGACCAAUUGUACGAUGCGUGGAGAGCAGGCCUGGACUGGUGCAAUGCUGGCUGGCUCAGCGACGGGUCAGUGCAAUAUCCCAUUACGCAUCCCAGGGAGCCUUGCGGUGGGAAGAAUACAGUGCCUGGAAUCCGGAAUUAUGGCUUCUCAAAUAAAGAUCAAAGUAGAUACGAUGUCUUCUGUUUUACAUCCCAUUUUAAUGGUAAGGAAUUUUGACUCCCUUUUCAAAGGGGCCCAUUGGUGCUUUAGGGGGAAAGAAUGACAAGCCGGAACAAUUUAUUACUCAUUUUGGGAAAGGAUCAUAGCUCACUGGUAGAACACAUGUUUCGCAUGCAGAAGGUCACAGGUUCACUCUCUGGCAUCUCUGGUUAAAAUGAUCAGGUAAUGUUUGGUGGGAAAGGCCUCUGCUGGAGACCCUGAGGGUCAAGUUCUGUGUUAUGGUUAAUACACACUGCACAGUUAUGCCUGUAAUUUUUCUUAACUUAAUUACAGCUGUAGAGGGCUCCAGUUGUUAUUUGCAUGGCAACAUGCAGGGAAGGGAGGGUUGCCACUAUUGAGAACUUUUUUUGCUAAGCCUCCUAGCCUAUGGGAGGGUGUUUCUCAGGGUGGGGGAUGCAGCUGGAGAGAGAAGGAGCAAGCCUCCACUCCCUGCAUGCUUCAAUCCUGAUAGCAAUCAAAUAAUCUGUACUGUAAUUAAUUUAAGAAGAACAAGAGGCACAGUUACACACUAUGCAUUAAUUGUAGUGUGUAGUUUUUCAUGAGAAACAGUGCCAGUGAGGUUCAACAAUACUGGGCUUGGUGGAUAAAUAGUAUGAUCUGAUACCAUUUUAUUUUAUUUUAUUGAAAUAUUUCCAUCCUAAUGAGAACCUUCAGCUCAAAUUUCAGGGGUGUGGUGUGAAUUAAAGGGUAGCUGUGUUUUUUGUCCAGUGCUAGAGCACAAUCAUAAAUGAACUUGCAAAGUCAACUGAAUUGCUCUAUAUAGCCUGGAAAUCACUGGUCUGUUUAGGAGGGGAGGGGAGGACCAUCACACAACAGACUUCCCUCUUCAGCAACAACUUGGACUGUCUUGUGUUCCUCAAACAUGGGCCUCUCCCAUAUGUCUUAACUUGUAUGCAUGUUGGGGAGCAGAUGUUUGGCCUGUAGCCUGCGAGCUCAGAGAUGCUCACAUUCUCCGCUUACGCACGCUCUGGGUAUUGACAAUUAAAUUUAUUUGCCCUAAAACAUGCAAAGAGCAAAUACUUCUCUUGCUUUGAGCAAUCCUGAGUUUGCUUUUCCAAAACAAAUAGUCUUCAAAACCAGAGUUAAAACAUUGUGCAAAUGUUUACCUGAUCCGGAUCCAGCUAAAUUAUUCCAGAAGGGGAUGGUUAAGUUAAUGCAAAUAAAUCCUGUGCCAUGUAAGCAGUUUUAUGCAGUUUGUAGAAAAGGGGAUAAAUAAUAAACAAACAACCAGGCAUGAAAAAGGGCUAGUCAGCCUUUGAAUAAUUGCAAUGAAAAUUCAUUUUACUCUGUAAGGUCUGGUUCCUUCAUGCCCCUUCUUCAUGUGCAGAUGUGUGAGCAUGCUUGCAUUAUGUAAUAGAACAAACUGCUUCCUUAGCAUCUCAAUUAAAAAAAAAACAACUUAUGCACAGACAUGGAAACAGGAAGACUAUUAGAAAGAAUAUCAUUAAUUCUAUAAACUUCUGCUGCCUUCCAUCCGUAAGGCUAAAGGAUGGGUGGUCCGGUAUAGGAAUUAAAGGGGUUGUAGACAGAACUAAAUGUGAACACAAUCUCCUCCAUACCCUAAAAGUCAAUUGAAGAAAGGGAUUGUGUAGUUUCCUAAUCCGCACCCAAGAAGGAUUUUUAAAAGGCGAAGCAUUAAUUGAAGGAGAGCUGGGCACGGAACCUUAAAGUCUGGGCUUGUGCCUGGAAAUUGCAGCAUGAGCCCCAUGUCUGUUGCAGCAAUAUUAACAGAGUCCUGUGUCACUUAAAGACUAACAAAUGUAUUUAUUAUGGCACGGUUUUAUCAAAUGCAUGAAGUGAAUUGAGAUUUCACUCCAGUUAAUGAUAAAGUUAGCUUUAGUCCAAGGAAGCUCAUGGUAUAAUAAAUAAAUGUGUUCAUAUUUAUGGUAAUGCAGUUUUUGCUGUGUAAUAUAGACAUUUUGUAACCUUCAUGGUUCAUGCCAUAUUUCAUUUUUUAAAAAACUUCAGUACUUGGUGCAUCACUUAAUAUCAACACAAGCUUCUGGUUUGUGGCUAUAGGUAAAUACAACCCCACUGUUUAUCGAAAGGCAAUGUAAUGUCCAGCACUAUUAAUGAGAGGCAUUGUGCAACCGCUCUUACACAAACAACAGUAGUCACUUCAAGAUUAUAUAGUGAGAUCUGUUGAAAGCUGGCAAAUGAAUAAGUAAUUUUUCUAUAAAAAGAGAACUGUAAUUUUAACUUCAUUGCUCAACAGUGAUUGCUUUAAAGAACUGUAAAGAAAACGUAUUAUAACUUUAUCUUGUUCUUGAUAUUUUCUCUGCUUUCAUUAGGCCGUUUUUACUACCUAAUACACCCAACCAAGCUGACCUACGACGAAGCAGUGCAUGCCUGCCUCAAAGAUGGUGCACAGAUUGCUAAAGUAGGCCAAAUGUUUGCAGCCUGGAAACUCCUGGGAUAUGACCGCUGUGAUGCCGGCUGGCUGGCUGAUGGCAGCGUCCGCUACCCCAUUUCUAGGCCAAGGAAACGCUGCAGUCCUACUGAAGCAGCAGUCCGCUUUGUGGGCUUUCCCGAUAAAAAGCACAAGCUCUAUGGUGUCUACUGCUUUAGGUCAUACCAGUGAAUGUCCCUAGAGCACAACAACAUCCGAUCCAUCAUGUGAAGGAUUUUGUUUCAACGAACUCAUGCAAGUUACCAAAACUGUGAUAAAUCUUUUUUACUUACUGUAAAGAGUCAUUUUCAUAAAAAAAAACACCAACCUAUUAAUUUGUUUUGGUUAUUUUUUAAAAAAAACUAUCAUUCAAUAGAUAUUUUAAAUUAAUAUAAUUUAAAGGAAGCUCUAGGUAAGGAAGUGCUUGAAGUGUAACUGUUUAAGCUACGUCAUUACAACAAAGCAUAUUUUUUCAUGAAUGGGGCAUGCAAUAGCUUGAUGAUUGCUAGGACUUAAGUUAAGGAAUGUAAGGCUACUCAAAGCAGACACCUUUCCGAGUUUACAUAUUUGCAUCAUGUUAAAAUAGAAUAAUGAGAUCUGCAGGUCUGAACUACAUUAAUCUUUCCUUGACUGCCAUGUGGUUUUGCGAGCAGUUAAAUACAAAGAUGUGAACACGAGUUAAAGUGACAGUGCUUUUUGAAGUCUGCAAUAUGAGAACUGCUUCACUAUUUAAAACCCUGCCUUUUAUCAAAACCUGCUCAAUAAUCUCAUAACAUUCCAACAAGCACAGCUAAAUCUUCUGAACGUCAUUCCCAGUCUUAUUGUGUAUGUAGUAGAUAAUGUGUGUAUGAAUAAUUAAAGGAUGGGCCCUACCUUCUUCUUAAUACAAACUAAAUAUGCCUGAGAUUUAUUGCAUUACCUUUGAGUAGCUUUACGGAGAGGAUUUCUUUUUCUUUUCUUUUUUUAACUCUAAAGGCCAUUUUCCUAAGCAGCAUUUACUCAGGGCAGUUAUAUAUAAAUGAACUGCUGGACAGAAAGAAACACAAAUGUCUGAAAUUUAGCAGCUUGAUUCAUGUUAGCUUUUAAAAUAGUAUUGUCUUUAUAAAUGAAGCAUUUAAAUAUUUAAUAUUUCUUUCUUAGUUAUACAUGUGAAAGACAAACAUUUGAAUGAAUCUUGAAACAUAUUUAUCCACUCUAUGAUUACAAAAGAAAAAAAACCUCUGAUCCCAAUUAUGAAAGUGGAAGAUAUUUCUGUAAUCAGUUCCCCAUGUACAUUCCAAUUUGCGAAUGUAGUUUUUCUUUGCAUUUCCCCACUCAUGGUAAUGUCAUGCAUAUGGUGCUGUCUCUCCACUGAAGUAAAGGAGCAAAGAAUCCCCAUGCCCACAAAUGAUCAGGAAGAAUGUUAUCUACUUCACCCAGAUACUUAUUUCUGACUCUCCAGCUGAUCAGUAUUCCGAUUAUGGGGUAUUAACCCCUGCUACAGAACCCAGGAAAAGUUACCUAUUACAUGAUAUUCCUGAGGGAAAGCAUUAAAAGAGCAACAAAUGCAACAGGGUGGGCAGACCUGCCUAGAAGACAAAAAUUAGUUCAGUUGAAACUAAUGGGAAAAGUUAGUCAUGAUUAACUGAAGUCCCAUGGCCUUCAAUGGAACUUAAAGUACAAUUCUAAACGUGUCUACUGAAAAGUAAAUCCCAUUCCAGUUAUUCCCAGAUAAGCAGGUUUAGGAUUUCAGCCCAACUAGCUGGACAGUUGACAGUGAAUCAAUUUUUCAAUAGUUACAGAGGCUUCAUGCUUGUAUAUCAAGCAUGGUUUCUUAUUUGCCAUGCAAGGUAGCCUUAUAAUAUAUGCCUGUGCUUUGAUAUACAUAUCACAGCAUUCAAAUACUUGUGAGCAAUGUAGUCAACUGAUUGUAAUCUUUACUGGUUUAUUUGAAGGGACCAGAUGUACUGAGUGUGUCCCACAUGGGCCAUUUUUUCAAUAGGAGGCAUAGAAUGUCAAGUGCUAGUUGGUGCCAAUGUAAUCAGCUCAGGGCAAUCUUACGUGGUUUAUAACUAAAAUAGGAGGAGGAGGAAGAAAAUCAAAGGAAAGGGCAUGUGCAUGCAUUGAUUAAAACAUAGUGCAAUUGUCUCAAGAUUCCUUGUUGUGCAGUUUUAAUCAACUUGCAGAUGUUCUGGUGCUCACUUUAAGACUGCAGAGGAUCUGUACCCAUGCAGAGUCUUGAACAUAGUCUGGAAAUAAAACAGAAUGGUGGGUCACUAAUGCAUUGGUGACACUCUGUAAGCAAGAUCAGAUAUAAUUUGGAACCCCCAAAUCUGGGAGAAAUGUUGUAAGCAUCCAAAGAAUUUACUGAGUGGAAGAGCAGCUGCAAUUCAUUCAUCAAUUUGUGUUUAGAAAGUUUGACUUUUGAAGGUUUCUGUAAUCUGGCCCAAGAUGUUAGGAAGAAGGGGGAGAGGGCAACAAUGGGAUAUAUGGAGGAAGAGAAAUGAAAAAAAGAGAUAAUCACUAAAGAAGAAAGGAGAAGAAAGAAACGGAAAAUUUGUUUCGCAUCCUGCCUAAUAUGUUUUCCUUUUCAGGAACAUGCAGCAAAAAUAUGAGAAGCUAAGAACUAAUGGGAUAAGAGUUUAUAGUCUAAAGCAGCCACUACAACCCCCAUUAGUCCCAGCUUGCACAGCUGGGAUUUGUAGUCUAAAAUAUAUAGAGGGCACCAGGUUGGGAAAGUCUGAUCUAAAGAAAAUGGGAGUGAGAAAGUUUUCCAUUGGAUAAAGGAAAAUAUAUAUUUCAGCAGUUGCUACACUGCACUCUGCCUUUUUUAGCACCCUGAGACUGUAAUCCUAUAUCUACUUAACUGGAAGUAAGACCCAUUUAACUAACUGGGAUUCACUUUUUGAGUUGAUAUUAUAGGAUUGAGCUGUGAGGCACUAUUAUUUGUAAAGAAUGCAAGGUUAACCUUUGCAAAGGUUACAUAGAAUACAUAGAAUAAUAAUCCAAGCUAUCAGAACCAAACAAUGGUUGUUUUUUAAAAAAUGACAUUCAUCAGUUUACUGUUAAGACAAAGGGCAUAUACUACUCUUUCCUUGGAACCAUGCUUGAUCACAUUUAAAUGCAAUUAUAUUCUGUAGUGUAGCACAACUGAUAUGCUUUCACAAAUAUUUCUGUGCAGUUUUUUAAAAAUAAAUAAAUCAGUUUCCUCAUGAGCUGAAAGAUCUAUUAACUAGGUUAUGCGGUAUGAGUGUAUUAGAGUUGUGAUAUAUUAUGGUUCCAAACAAACUCAUAAUACCAAAUGCAUCUUUGCAUGAAUUUGAAAAUAUCUUUUUUUAAAAAAAAAGAAUUGAAAAUGUUAACAUGUGUAAAAGAAUAAGGUGAAUGAAAUUGCUUAAUUUUCUUGAGAGUCAGUAUAUCUAGAAUGGACUUACGGUGUAAUUGUAUUGGAGAUUAAUUUAAAAUCCCCUCUACAAAUUUUACCCUCGAUUUUGUGGUGCUGAUUUAUCUGGUUAUGGUCAUGGGAUUGCACUGAAGAAUAAUUUUAUCCCCAUCCUUUUGUUAUGGAUUUUUGGACUUGGUUCAAUUUGCUCUCAACACUGCUUUCCAUUCUGCCACUUGUUCAUAUUAGGGUUUGGGGUUUUUCGUUUUCUUCUGAAGGUAAGCCAUGUGUACUAGUGAUUGUGUACGUCAAAACUACACAUUGCUUUUGCUUUGUAUCUGAUGAAAAAAUACAGCUAUUUUAAGCUCCUUGAUGCCCUUAAUUAUCAGUUGAGAAACACAUAUAGGGAGAAAGAGAUCACUCGGACAGCAGUGCAACCCUUUUAUUUCAUAAUGAGAUUGAGUACGCUAAAACAUUAACUAGAAACUCUUUUUAACUUAAGUUAAUGGGUGGGCAUUUCUGUGUGCUUUAAAAUACUUUAACAAAACAAAAACCCCAAGUCUAUCAAAUUCUUUAACUAGAAGGAACAUCAACACAUUUUUUAAACAAUCAUUUGCACACACAGUACCUUAGCUCCCAUGUACUUAGAGGAAUUUCUUUUUUAAAGGCUUAGAGAAAGCAAAUUACAUUGAAUGAUAUUCUGUGUGUCUCUCCCAAGAGCUGACCACACACAUUGAUGUGUGCAUUCAGGAACAAAUUACACCUGCUGGCUUGUACCACCUUAGAAUGCUUGUGGGGAUUACAUGUAUGAAUACUCUGAAUUGUCAGUAACGCCCUGUCCAUGGAAAGCUAGAAUGUCAAAGAUUAUCAUGUAGACUGAUAUAAUAUUAUGGUUCUAACAUGACAGCUUUUGAGUCUGCAUAUUUCUUACUUACAUUCAAACACUGAUCCACUACCUGAAUUCUAAAAUGAUACAAUCCCACAUUAAAAAACAAAACAACCUAGACUCUUGGGGAAUCUGGAUUUCUGAGUUCAGCUCUUUUUAAAAAAGCUUCACUCAUUUUAAUUUUUAGCAUAGGAUAACCUGAUCUGAACAAUUUCUUCCAAUAUUGAGAUAAAACACUUUGAAAAACAUGGGCCCUCUUGGUGGAAUUCAACAUCGCAUUAUUUCAAGUAUUCUAUCUGCACAAGCAUCGUAGCCUGACAGAUGGAAUGAUCCCCCAUUCUCCCAUGUGCAACUGGGGAUUUCAGUUGGAUUCCCCAACUCCACUGAUCUAAUUUCAGUGUAGAGGCACAUAGGAGGAGGAGUGAGAGGGAUGUCAUGUUAUGUAAGUGAAAGCUUUUGCACAGGGAUUCCACUGAUAGGGUCUGUUUGAUGAAUCCCACCAUCUGAAAUUUGAGUCUAGCCAAAAUCAGCUGUAUGUAGGAUCUGAUAACCGAACAGCACCUUAGCAGCACCCAAAUCCUAAAGGCGACCAAAUCCUAAGCCAAUAUAUCAGGACACACUGAAGGUAACUCUAGUGUAUGCCCGUAACAAGAAGGCUUUCCCUCAAGCUAUUAGCACAUCCCUGAACAUGGCAUGUGUAGAACCAUGAUUUUGAGGGUGGCAUCCAAGCAAACCAGUGCAGCACCAGAGAAAUAUUAAAAUGUGGCAAAGAGACAAGGCAAGAGUAAGCCUUUCCAAAACAAUUAAGGUCAAUUUCAUUUGAGCUCUACAUUUAGAUACAGUUGCAGCAGCUUUCCAGCAUUGCACCCAAUUCAAAUCGGUUUCUGUGCCUACAUUAUUAAAGACCUGAUGCAUUCAUUUUCUCUCAUAUAUUCUAACUGAAGUAAGAGUAGUUUUGGAUCCCAAGUGAUGUCAUAGUGCUGGUAUAUAAGGCUGCAGAAAAUAACUUCUUACAUUGUAAGGAGUUAGGUGGGAAAAUAAUAAAAUGUAAGCUCGCAAAGAAAAUCAAUACAAUGUAAGCAGAAAUGAUUUUUUUUAUAUAGUUGCUAAUAUGAAUAUUAAUACAUGAGCUUUACAGCAUUACUGGGACUUGCAGAGCAUUCUUCUAUGAGGAAAUGGUGCUUCAACAGUGUCUGAAGGGAAUGCUUAAGAACUGGUUUUAUGUCGGUGCUACUGUUCUUGGAAAGAAAGAAACCACCCUCGAUCAUAAUAAGAAAUGAAUUAAUGCACUGUGUCAUUUUAUUGUAUUUUCACAAUGUAUCUGAAUUUUAAUGUCCCCUCGUAUGGCAACAAUUAAAUCAUGUUGAUCUUUUC
Podarcis lilfordi (Lilford's wall lizard) is the source of this 62118-nucleotide messenger RNA. The record is from the annotation of a GenBank genome assembly. NCBI's taxonomy places the organism in Eukaryota, Metazoa, Chordata, Lepidosauria, Squamata, Lacertidae.